GGGUGGGAGAGAGAGCCAGCAGCAUUUCCUAUUUGCUGUUUUGGCAGAGACGAGUUCUUGGCAAGCCUCCCUCCAAAGGGAGUCGAUUUCCUGCCUCGCUUGGUCAUCAAGGCUGAGCCGAGCCAGUUCCAAACAUUCAAGCAGUGGGAGCUCCGAGGAGGCGCAGCGAGAGUCUCUGUGACAAAGGCAUCUCGAUUCCAACCCGUUUCCCUGCUGCCUCUGCCGACCCCCCUGGAAACCAGGACCAAGGCUGGAUUGGAGAAGGGCAGAGCUGAGCCGCCUGCUUCUCCCGUGUCCGGUCACCAAGUACCACAGCCCUGCGGACAGCGGCCCUCCAUCACCCCUGCUCCUAGACACGGGCUAAGAGGAGUGAGCGAAGAGGAGAAGAAGCAAGGAGUCCAGGCGCUAUGGAGACGGGACGGUGUCUGGCGGUCCUCCUUCUGACCUGGAGCGUUGUGACAGCAGGAGCGAGUAAGUGGCUCUCUUUGGCGGUGCUGAGGGGGAGACAGGUGGGAAGAUCUGCUGCCGCAACUUCAUAAACCAACAGGUUCUUGGGUUGCUGCCUUAACUUUGCUGGUUUGCGUAAAACUGGGAAAAUAAUUAUUUAGGGAGAGAUUUGGGGGACGGCUCCAAAGUGAACGUCGGAAGCUUCUUCAUACCGAGUUGAAACAUAGGUUGACUUAGCUCAGUGUUUUGUUUCAGGCUGGGGACACGAGCAGCUCCACUUCUGUGUGCCAUUGAACUACAUCCCUUUCCCUUAGUUAUCAGCCGGAUAACUGUAAAGAGGGUGGGAUGGGGGGUAGAAUGGCCAUAUGACCUAUUCCACAGAGGGUAGCCCUCUGCCUGAAGGACUGCUUGGUCCAAGUCUGGCUUAAAGUUAGAAAAAUAAAGAAGGGAAUCUUCCAAGGAGGAGCUUAGGAGAAGGGGGCGAGUGCCCAGAACUUCCAGCCUUUUCUCUCAAAGGGCAAGAGGGUGCCGGUCAGAAACGGACAAAUCUGUCCAUUUUGGUGUCUGUUAGUUUUGCAUUCUUCCCAUCUUAAAUCUAGUCCUCCAUAUUUCUGUGGUAAUUUCUGGUUUUGCUUUUGUGUUUUAAUUAAAAAGGUCACCAGAAUUCUAACGUGAAUUUCUCCUAAUAAACUUUCUCUUGUAUACCGUUUUGACAUACUUUAAUGCUAGCAGUUUCUCCUGUUAAAAGGCAUGUUCUGUAUGUUUUUUCUACACUUUUCAUGCAUGCACACUUUCUUUAAUAUAUUCUUUUUGGCACAUGGUGUUUGGUUGCAUCACAGAAUUCAGAGAAGUGUGAAUUUCUAAAGAUAACUGUGUUUCGGUUUGCAUGUUGGACGGAGAAGUGCAUAUUAGGUAGUUUCUAAUGAAAAUGCAAACAAAUUUGAAUUUAUCCCUCUCAGUCCUAGUGGAUAUACAGAGAGCCAGUAGAAAUUGGCCCCAUUCAGAAGUCUCCAUGACAGUACAUGGAGCAUGGUUUAUUCUGUUUAUUGUUUACAAAUUCAUAAUCUGCUUCACAGCCAAAGGUCAUCAAAACAGGAUACAAUAAGAAAAAACUGAAAGGUUACAGGCCCAGUCAACUAAAAGCAAUAAAACUGUCAAAUAAAAGACUGUCUCUGCAAUUGUACGAUUUAUAUUCCAUUUAAAAACUGGAUCAUAUUUUACAGAGAACCUUUUAAAAUAAAAAUGUUUUCAGUAGCGGCCUAAAUACUAAGACACAUGGUGCUUGCCAAAUUUUGGUUGGUAACAUAAUUUAGAGGGCUGGAGGUGCAACACUAAAAGCCCAGGCUCUAGUGCAUGCCAAGUGUGCGUCUCUGGUGCACCAUGUGAUGCUCUCAGAAGUGGUCCAUCAGAGGAAAACAGUUGCCAGGCAGGGAUACACAGGGUGACUUGGUUCCAAGUUGUUUAGAGCUUUAUAUACCAAAAUUCUGAACUGAGCCAGGUAGGAUAUUGGUAGUUAAGAAAGAGGGCUAUGGAGAAGGGGACAGCUGCCUCUAUAAAUUCUCAGACCCCAUAAAAAAGAUGUUUUGGGAUGUUUCCCACCCUUCUCAGUUACUUGCAACCCUCUCCUAAAAGGUGAUGACUUGGAAGUCAAUCACACGGAGAGUGGACGCUUCUUUCAGUCCUUGCAAAGAAUUGCAUUGCUGGAUGCUUGGACCGAUAAGACGAAAAUGGGAAACUCUGUGGCUCACGGCUCGGUGCAUAAGCCCCUGCUUUUCAUGCAUGAGGUCCUGGGUUCAAAGCCCACUAUCUCCCGUAUGAUACAGUGGCAGGAGUGUUGAACUAGGGCUUGGGAGACCAGAGUUCAAAUCCCCACUCAGUCAUGAAUUUCACUGAGUGGACUCUUCUUCGUUGGUCAUCUAGCCCAACCCCGGUAAUGCAGGAAUCCUUUUGCCCCAUUUGGGGCUUGAACCCAUGACCCUGUGUUAAAUGUCUCCUGUUCUACUGACUGAGCUAUCUGCAUCAUUUGGCAAAGAGAAAGGUCAAUAAGCUAAUACAUCAUAUACCAACUCAAGAAAUUUCAAUACAGCUGUUGUGGAUUCUGACAACCACAUAGGUGCUGCUCCUAAGCAUCCUGUUUAUUGAACACUCAUCCGGAUUUGUUUGUGGGGAGAUUAGGUAGCAGUGUGUUACCCCACACUAAGGAGUGGGGAUAAAUUUGAUUAAGUGCAUUUAAAAGUGAAUCCACCCAAUUUGCAGUUUCCAAAAGAAGAUGAGAAUGGAAAUUCUCAAUUAUCUUAAUUUUACAAUGCGGCGCUCCAACCAAACAAUGUAUACAAAAAUGUAUAAAUUAGGGGGAAGUGUGCAUAAAAAGGUUUUUGUUUUUUUUAAAGCAUACAAAAAAUUAUUUUAUUAGGGGAAAUUGCAAAAAAUUGUACAUCAGUCAAAACUGCACACAAACAUGUUUAUUAGGAGAAAUCUGCACUAAAAUACUGACCAAUUUUCAUGAGGCCUUUAUAAAAAUCGCAAAGUGCUGGAGAAAUGUGGCCAACUGAAUUUAAAGAUGAAACACGGACAGAAUCAAACCUGACAGAUCCAUACAUCCCUACCCACAUAUUUUCAAGUGCAUUUCCCCAUCACUUUGGUCUAACCUUUUCGGGGGCAGCAAACUUGUUCUGCAAGGCCCCCAAAACAACUAUAAUUUCACAAACUGAAUUUGCUGAAAUUUGAUUGAUACCUGCACAAAAAGAGCCACACUCUGAAAGCAGCCUAAAUGAGAAUUAGACCAUUUCCUGGAGCAAACAGCUGUCAAUGGCUACUAGCUAUGAUGAUUACUAUUUGCCGUGGAGAAAGUAGCUGUUGCUCUCAGAUCCUGCUUACGGUGGGGCAACUUGCUGGCCACUGUGAGAACUAGUGAGGUUGAAUUAGAUAGGCCACUGGCUUGAUCUAUUAGAACUAUGCUUAUGAGCUGCAUACUAUUAUUGUAUCCACAUGGACAUAGGAAUUAAUCAAUAGUUUCUGCCAGAAGAAUGGGGAACAUGUGGUCCUUCAGGUAUCAGAUCCCAUUAAAUGGUGAGAGAUGAUGAAAGUCAGAGUCCAUAGAUUAUUAGAAUUAUGCAUCUAGUGCAUCAUAAGGUCUUCAGUUCAGUUCAUUUAUCCCCUGCUGCUGGGGCUCCUCUGCAACAAGCAGAAAUGUUGCAUGCAGGGGCACCCUCUGGGAAUGAGGGGGCCGAGCCCCCCCCCCAAUUUUCAAGGAGAGGGCUGGUCCCCCUCAAUAUUCCAUGGCCUGCCAGGCCUUGUUGGGCCUUCUUGCAGUUAGCAGAAGGCUGCAUCAAAGUGAGAUUGCACAAGCCUGCACAGCAUCUCCUGAUGCUGCAGGUACUGGCAAAGCCUAGCAGAAGGGUGCACCAGCCUGCGCAAUGUUUGGACAUGAGUGUGACAUCACAUGUGCACACUGGGCCCCUUCAACCUUGGGGGCAACCUGGCACCUGUGAUUGCAUGUCAGCUGCCCGUGUAGCUGCAUGCUGAAGAAACCUUGACUUGCUGAAUUUUGGCUUAUCACACAGUACUUAAAAGCAUCAGAGCUCUUGUUGGAGAAGAGCAAGGGUUGGCUACUCAAGGAAAUCUAGGGAAGAGGGGCAUUGUGCUCAAAUGUAUAGGGAAGUGUCACUAUGGAAGACCAUGUUCUGGGUAUGCAGACUGCUGCAGGCUCAAUCCAGUGCAUCUCUCAUUUAAAUGAUUGCCAGAGCCAUUGAAGACUGCUUCCAGUUACAGUCAACAAGACUGAACAAGUUACAGGUAGGUAGCUGUGUUGGUCUGCCGUAGUCGAAACAAAAUUAAAAAAUUCCUUCCAGUAGCACCUUAGAGACCAACUAAGUUUGUUAUUCGUAUGAGGUUUCGUGUACAUGCACACUUCUUCAAAUACAGUGGUACCUCGGGUUAAGAACUUAAUUCGUUCCAGAAGUCACCAGACCCUUAAACAGUGGUACCUCGGGUUACAGACGCUUCAGGUUACAGACGCUUCAGGUUACAGACUCUGCUAACCCAGAAAUAGUACCUCGGGUUAAGAACUUUGCUUCAGGAUGAGAACAGAAAUUGUGCGGCGGCAGCAGAAGGCCCCAUUAGCUAAAGUGGUACCUCAGGUUAAGAACAGUUCCAGGUUAAGAACGGACCUCUAGAACGAAUUAAUUUCUUAACCCGAGGUACCACUGUAUAUAGUGAAAGGGUGGGGAGGGGUAUUACUCAGAAGGGAGGUGGGAAUGGGUGAUUGGCUGAUAGGUGUGGUAAACCUGUUAACGACUGUUAACGACUGCAAUUGGUCUUACAGGAAAAAGCAAUGGGUGAGAUGGCUAAAAACAGCUUUAUCACGUAUAAUGAGAUAAGAAUCCAGUGUCUCUAUUCAGACCAGAUCUCUCCAUGGUUUUAAGUUUGGUAAUAAGUUGCAAUUCAGCAACUUCUCUUUCCAGUCUCUUUCUGAAAUUCUUUUGUAAUACUGAGCAAGGAAGACAAAUAGUCUGGCUUAAUAUAAAACCACUUUGCAUGUUCCCAUCAGCUCCAGUAAAAAACCAUCCCAUGGAGGCUGAACCCUAUGGGCACAUGAGUUGCUGCCUUGCCAACUUCAGUCUGCCCCCAGACAGCCCUCACCCUCUGCCUUCCAGGGGACAGCAGGAGCUGUCAAUUUCCCCAUACUCCAGGCAUGUCCAAAGUCCGUUUCAGGGGCCUAACCCGGGCCACUGGCCGAUUGAAUUCAGCCCCUGUGGCAGUAUAUGUCCUGGGGUAAAAUCCUAAAAAAAAAUAUCUCAGCGACUCUGGUCGGCCCUCACGCAUGUUCACUUCAUCAGAUCUGGCCCUCUUUGAAAAAAGUUUGGGCACCCCUACUCAAUCUCAAGGAGGGAUGGGGGAGAAGGCAGUGACAGAGUGUUCUCUGCCAGUGCCCAGGGCGAGUGUGUGUGUGCCAGGGCACACGGGGCACACCGUGGGGGUGGGGCAUGCUGCUGGAGUAACCUUUGAGGGGCAUAGUCACGGUGCCCUGUGAGCCCAGGGUCACUUUGAGCGGCACUCGCAGGGUGCCAUGAGCUGCUGUGUCCAUCUCAGGCAUCCUCCACCUGGAGGGAAGAUGCGAACGACACAACAGCUCGUGACAUCCUUCACCCCCCCAAAAAACCUAUACCUGGGGUGAGAGCUCCCCCAGCCCCCACCAUGCUACGCCUCUGGGAGGUCAAUCCAGUUCACUUUUAAAGCCAAGUCUAGCAAAUUCACACUUCCCAAAACAAUACACAGCAUGUGUGCUGGUGAAACCACAGCUUGGUUUCCAAAGAGUUGAGGGUAGGAGCAGGGUGUUUAAAUUACUUUCUGAGGAGGAUCACUAUUCACUGAACAAGGCCUCACUCACUACAGUGGUACCUCGGGUUACAUAUGCUUCAGGUUAUAUACGCUUCAGGUUACAGACUCCGCUAACCCAGAAAUAUUACCUCAGGUUAAGAACUUUGCUUCAGGAUGAGAAAUCAUGCAGGAUGAGAACAGAAAUCAUGCAGUGGUACAGAUAUGUGGCCCUCAGGCUAAGAAAGGUUUCCCACUCUCGUCGAGGACAAGUGGAGUGAAUGCAAAUCAAGCAAUCCUAAAACAGCCCAUUAAGAUAAGCCAGUGGUCAUCCCCAUAUUAUACAUGGGUGGCUGAACUGGAGAGAUUAAAAUUGGGACUCUUGCCCAACCCACAUAAGAGGCCUUGUCCAGUGAAUGGUGAUCCUCCCCAGAAAGUGAUUUAAAUGCCCUGCUCCUGCCCUCAACUAUCUGACCUUUCAUUCUCUGGAAACCAAGCUGUGGUUUCACCAGCACACAUGCUGCCUGGUGAGGAAGGGAAAAAGAGGUUCUGCUCACAGGAAAUAGUUUAAAGUUUUGGGGCUAGGAAAGCACCCAGGGUGCAAAAGAGAGAGAGAGAGAGAGAAGAGAAACUGCAAAGUUGCAGAUUUUUCUUCACUUUCUGAAGGAGGAGGGGGAAGAAUGGAGGAAGUGGAGCAAAGGGGAAACCACAGGGAUUCCUUCUUGAAGUGUUUAGAAAGUUGAGGCGGUGAAAAAUCAGCCAAGUAGUACAAGAGCAAAGAUAAACUGGGAGGGGAUCUGGACUGUGAAAAGUGAGAGGCACAGCUUGUUCCCAUCCAUUCCUAUUCCCUAUAAAUAAUACCCCCCCAACAAACACACAUCCACAGAACUGGGUUAAGCACCCACAGAAAAUGGCAAGGGGCAGGUGGGAACUGUACCCCAAACCAUUAAAAAGGAGACUGGGAAUGAAACUUCCCGACUAGAUGUUGUUUGCACCAACUGCUAGAGUAGGUGAGGGAAUCUCGUUUUCAGCCAAGGGGCCACAUUCCUUCCUGGGCUGCAUUCCAGGGGCCACAUGUCUGUGAUUGGCAGGGGCUUACAUUUAACACAUAGUGCAAACAAUUUAAACAAAUAAAAGUGCGUGAAGCAACUAACAUGAACUUUACCUUUGUGAAGUAGACUGGUUCCUACACACACUCACAUUUCCCUCUCUGCCCUCUUUCUGACUGCCAGAUUCUGGGGAUCACACAGAGACUGCUCAUGCACUCAGGUCCUACUUCACAUCAAACUCUUUAAUGUAGCCUUCCCCAACCUGGUGUCUUCCAGAAGUUUUGGAGUACAAUUCCCAUCAGCUCAAAACCGACAGAAAUAUUCAUUUUUGGGCAAUGGCUCCUUUAGCUUUCGCUGAGCACAAUGAUGAAGUUGCUUAUGCUCAGAUCUUGUGUGGCAAAGUCCUCUUGUGAGACCUUAGAUCUGAACUACCUUACCGUUAGGGAUGUGGGUGGCGCUGUGGGUUAAACCACAGAGCCUAUGACUUGCCAAUCAGAAGGUCAGCAGUUCAAAUCCCUGCAACGGGAUGAGCUCCCGUUGCUCGGUCCCUGCUCCUGCCAACCUAGCAGUUCAAAAGCACUUCAAAGUGUAAGUAGAUAAAUAGGUACCGCUACAGUGGGAAGGUAAACAGCAUUUCCGUGUGCUGCUCUGGUUUGCCAGAAGCAGCUUAGUCAUGCUGGCCACAUGACCCAGAAGCUGUACGCCGACUCCCUUGGCCAAUAAAGCGAGAUGAGCGCCGCAACCCCAGAGUUGUCCGCAAUUGGACCUAACAGUCAGGGGUCCCUUUACCUUACCAUUAGGACAGUAAACCAAACUUAGUCAACAGCAAAUGAGUUUACACUUGACAGAGCUUUUAACUGCAUGUAAUUGGGAGGUGUUUAUUUAACCAUUUAAUAACAAUGCUUCAGAAACCGCACUCAGAAAACCCAUGACUAGUUCCAAAAGUUUAUACUAACUUCGGGCUCACUUACAAGAAUGUGUUUUAUAGAUGCAUAAUAUUGUACAUUGUGGUGUGUAUAUGGGAAUGCAGGUUUCCAUAAAGUAUUUUUGUGUAUCUCCUGGGAAAUAAAUUUUAAAGGGGGUGGGGGAAGAAACCACACUGAGGAUAAAAGCAGAGGGUUAGGCAGCAGGUAUUGAGGGGAUGCUCAUCAAAUUUGCAGAUGACCCCAAACUGUGAGGGGUAGCCUAUGCUGCCGAAGACAGAAUCAGAAUUCAAAAUGACCUUAACAGAUUGUAGAACUGGGCCCGAACUAACAAAAUGAGUUUUAAUGGGGACAAAUGUAAGGUUCUGCACUUAGGCAGGAAGAACCAGAUGCACAAAAUAAGAUGUGGGGGGGGGGGGGCACCUGGCUUACUUUCACAGUACCUGUGAAAAGGAUCUGGGGGUCUUGGUGGACCACAAGCUUAACAUGAGUCAACAGUGUGAUGCAGCAGCCAAAAAAAGCUGACGCUGUGUGUCAACAGAAGUAUAGUGUCCAGAUCAAGGGAAGUACCGUAUUUUUCGCUCUAUAAGACACACUUUUUCCCUCCUAAAAAGUAAGGGGAAAUGUGUGUGCGUCUUAUGGAGUGAAUGCAGGCUGCGCAGCUAUCCCAGAAGCCAGAACAGCAAGAGGGAUCGUGAAAGCGCAGUGAUCCCUCUUGCUGUUCUGACUUUGCUUCGCUGGAGAGGCGCUGCGCAGAGAGGGAGAGAAUAUUUUUUUCCUUGUUCUCCUCUAAAACUAGGUGCAUCUUAUGGUGGGGUGCAUCUUAUAGAGUGAAAAAUACUGUAAUAGUACUACUCUAUUCUGCCUUGGUCAGACCACACCUCAAUACUGUGUCCAGUUCUGGGCACCACAAUUUAAGAAGGAUGUUGACAAGCUGGAACGUGUGCAGAAGAGGGCAACCAAGAUGAUCAAGGGUCUGGAAACCAAGCCAUAUGAGGAGCGGUUGAAGGAGCUGGGUAUGUUUAGCCCAGAAAAGAGGAGACAGAGAGGAGAUCUUUCAUCUUCAAAUAUCUCAUGGUCACAUGGAAGAUGAAGCAAGCUUGUUUUAUCUUGCUCUAGAGCAGGGGUAGUCAACCUUUUUAUACCUACCGCCCACUAACGCAUCUUUCUUGAUGGUAAAAUUUCCUUACCGCCCACCAGUGCUCGAUGGAAGGAGGAUUCAGCUUGUGCCGUAGAACCCCCUACUGCCCACCUAGAAUCCUGAAACACCCACUAGUGGGCCAUAGGGACCAGGUUGACAACCCCUGCUCUAGAAGAUAGGACGUGAUCCAAUGGAUUCAAAUUAUAAGAAAGGAGAUUCCGACUAAACAUCAGAAAAAACUGUUCCACAGUGGAAUGGUCUCCUUUGGGGGGUUGUGUGCUCUCCUUCCUUGGAGGUUUUUAAGCAGAGGUUGGGUGGCCAUCUGUCAGGGAUGCUUUAGCUGAGAUUCCUGCAUUGCAGGGGGUUGGAAUGGAUGACCCUCAGGGUCCCUUCCAACACUACAAUUCUAUGAUUCUAUGAACCCACUGCCAGAAAGCCUUCUCUGACGAAGGCCCACGCGGAUCGCCUCUUUUGCUGAGCCAUGCAAGGCAUUAGUACCUCCCAAAUUGGCAUGAAUAGGCCACAUCUCCUGUGUGGGAACUUUUUUUACGCCAAAGGCAGACCGCUUUGGUUAAUCUUCAGACGUGAGUGGUUGGUGCCGCUCUCCUGUUUGCCGCCACGGAGCCGAUCUAAUCUCUUUGCUUUUGUGUGUGUGGGUCCAACAGAGAUCUCGGGCCCUGAAUUAACAUAAACAGAUAAAGCUUUUGUCUGCGUGGCGCACUGCUCAGCCUUGAGGCUUCGCGGCCUUGUCCCGGCAGCAUUUUCCUAGACAGGCAGUGCGGUGCAGGACCCAGAAAAGGGAAGGGUGACGCAGCCUGUAGAGCCCAGAUAAGCGACUGUUUGUCUUCCUCUGGAUGCUGCCGGCAGUGGGGUUGGCCUAGGUUGGUACACUGAGGAAAUAUGGGACAAUAGGUGGGGUAGAGGACACAGCGUCAUGGAAGCAGCCUGGGCCGUGACCUUAGAGUAAGGGACUCGCAGGAAUCUGUCCUGUGCCGGCUUGGCUUCUCCUUCAUCCCGCUGUGUGCAUUUGUCUUCUCAGGAGUCAGGUGUCAUUUGUUGCCAUUUGCCCCCCACCCACCGCAUUUUGUAUACAUUAUGCAUCUCCAUCAAGUGGAGUCAGGAAACUGGGAUUUGACACCCUGUGAGAACACACUGAAUUGUGAGUGGUGCGCCUGCAUCUAAACCGUACAGCAUGGAAAAUAUCUGUUUAGUGCAUUGUCCAUUUAAAGGUAAAGAGUCAUGGCCGACUCUGGGGUUGCGAUGCUCAUCUCGCUUUAUUGGCCAAGGGAGCCGGUGUACAGCUUCCGGGUCAUGUGGCCAGCAUGACUAAGCCGCUUCUGGCGAACCAGAGCAGUGCACGGAAACGCCGUUUACCUUCCCUCCGGAGCAGUACCUAUUUAUCUACUUGCACUUUGACGUGCUUUUGAACUGCUAGGUUGGCAGGAGCAUGGACUGAGCAAUGGGAGCUCACCCCAUCGUAGGGAUUCGAACUGCCGACCUUCUGAUCAUAGCAUCUGUGGUUUAACCCACAGUGCCACCCGCGUCCCAAUUGUUUGUUUACACCUUGUUAAAUAGGCACUAUCAGUGAAAUGUCUUUGCAGAGGCUGGGCAGCCAGCUGCCAGGGAGGGUGCUGUAGAAUUGUGCACUGCAAGGUCUGCACUGAGCUCUGAGCUGGGCUCACGGGCGCCAACUUGAAUAAAAUAUGCAUAAUCGAUCACAAGAUACAGCUUACACACACCAUUUGAAUGGCAAUGCCAAUCAAUGUUGGGGGAGACACCUCAAAUAUUUUAUUGGGGGGGCCCAAAGUGACCUCGGCCCCAGGGAGUUGGUUCCUAUGGCAGGGCUAGAUGAACCUCCAUUGCGCCAACUAAGAUUCCCACAUGUUUUGCAGAAGCAGAUCCCAUUCCAGUCCGCAUAUUGGGGAAGGCCACAAUAGUCCAGAAUUGGUGACUAUUAUUAUUAUUAUUAUUAUUAUUAUUAUUCAUUACUGAUACAAUGGUACCUCUGGAUCCAGAAGCGAACGCAACCCGCGUCCGUGCACCUGCGCAUGCGCGGGUCACGAUUCGCCGCUUCUGCGCAUGCGCGUUACGUCAUUUUGACCAUCUACGCUUGCACGAGCGGUAAAACCCAGAAGUAACGUGCUCCGUUACUUUUGGGUCGCCGCAGAACGCAACCCAAAAAUACUUAUCCUGAAGCUACUUCAACCCGAGGUAUGACUAUACUAUUAAUUACAUUUCUAUACCAGGGCAGUUUAGAAUAUAAAAGCACAAAACUGCAUACAUUCAUGCCUGAGCAUUUUUGCCAGCUUGCAAUUUUGCCCUCGAAAUCUGGUAACGCUGCUUGCUUGCUUGCUUGCCUGGAUGGAGGACAGAGAGGGGUGUGUGAGUGUGUGCAGGAACUUUUGCGACAAAGGUAAAAUAAGCAUUCCUUCCUCCACCUGCUUUUGCCUCUUGCCCCACCCAACCCUGGCACAUGGCCCUCAGAAGGUUUCCCAGACUGGAAUGCAGCCCUCAGGUUGAGGAAAAGGUUCCCAGCCCCUGGAGUAGUCUAACUGGAAGCGCUUGUGACCUCUGUGAUAGCGGCCUUUGGAAAACUACUGUAUUUUUCUCUCUAUAGGACGCACCCGACCAUAGGACGCACCUUGUUUUAGAGAGGGAGAACAAGGGGAAAAAAAUUCUCUCCCUCUUUGCGCAGCACCCCUUCAGCGAAACGGCAGGAGAAAUGGAGCCCCUUCCAUUUCUCCUCCUGCUUUGCUGAAGGGGCGCUGCGCAGAGAGGGAAAGCAGCGCAGCGCCUCUCCAACAAAGUGAAGCCAGGAGAGCCAGAGGGACCGAUCCCUCUGGCUCUCCUGGCUUCAGCGAAAGCAACCUGAAGCCUCCGGAGAGCAGCGGGAACUCCGGAGGCUUCAGGCAGCUAUCCCUGAAGCCUGGAGAGCGAGAGGUCGGUGCGCACGACCCCUCUCGCUCUCCAGGCUUCAGCGAAAGCAACGCGAAGCUUCCAGAGUGAGGCAGAAGCGCUCCCUCUACACUUCGGGGGCUUCUCAUUGCUAUCGCUUAAGCCACGGAGCCUGCAUUCGCCCCAUAAGACGCACACACAUUUCCCCUUAAUUUUUGGAGGGGAAAAAGUGCGUCUUAUAGAGCGAAAAAUACGGUAUUUUAUUUUCCUUGUGGUGAAACAUUGCACUGGGGAAUAAUAACAAGAUGGCAGGCCCCCAUUUCAAGGGUGGGACAACCCAGAACUGAACGCAAGGGAGUGGGAUGGAGGUUAGAAUAAUAAAAAAGAGAGAGAUUAUUUGCACAACCAAACCUCUCCUGAAAACCUCUCUCUUCAUGCUUCUCCUCUAGCCCACAUGCAUUCUUGGAUUAACGUGCCAUUCUGCUAAUUGCCAGAUUCCAAGCUAUAAUCGAGAGAGUCUUCAUGCCCUUCCAAUAUGAUCAGCUACUUGUAAUUAAGAUUAGUAUGGGUGGGAUUGGUAACCUGUGGCCCUUCAGAUGUUGUUGGGGCUCAUCAGCCCCUGCCAGCAUAAAUUUAUUAAAGCAUGGUAUUUAUUCAAGGGAAAGGCUGUAGCCCAGUGGUAGAGAAUCUGCUUUGCAUGCAGAAGGUUCAGUCCCUUGCAUCUUCAGGUAGAGAUAGCAGAGACUCUGGUCUGAAAUCGUGGAGAGCCACAACCUGUCAGCAUAGACCAGGGAUGGGGAAACUGUGGCUGUCCAGACAUUGCUGGACUCCAACUCCCAUCAGCCCUUACUAGCAUGACCAAUGAUUAUGGGAGUCCAGCAAACAGCUCAGGACCACUGUUUCCCUCCCCUGUUAGCAGAUGAGUUCUGAAGGGCUGUGCCAAAUCAACUUGGGAAUUAAGACACAUUUGUGGAUGUUAAAGCUAUCAGUGGCUGAUAGUCAUGAUGGCUGUGUUACCACCAGUAUCAGAGGUGGUGUGCCUCUGAGUCCCAGCAGAUGGGCAUCACAAAUGUGAGAGUGCCAUUGUGCUGGUGCCCUGCGGGCAGGCUUUCCAGAGGCAUCUCAUAGAUCACUGUGAGAAGAGGAUGCUGAACUAGAGAUACCUUUGGUCUGAUCAAACAGCCAGGCUCUUCUGCAGAAAGUGGGUUUGAGGAAAGGAUUUGAAAGAAGAGUGGGAGGUGGCAUCUUGAUGCAAAUUUCAGAGGACCACACUAGGAGCCUUAUUACUUAUAAGGCCCAGGACCUCCCUACGCACUACCCAGGCUUGGGACCCAGAGAGGUCACUUUGGUGCUGCUGACGCAGUGGUUUGACUUCACCCCUGGAGGUGCACUCCAUUGUUCCUUGAGACAGAGGAGUGCCAACAUCCCACCUUACCUCUAAGGAGCUUAAGGUAGAACACAUGGCCUGUCCCUUCUUCAUUUCAUCCUCACAGUGACCCUGUGAUGUAGCUUAGGCUGACAGUUUGGUGACUGGCCCUAGGUCACCUGGUGAGCUUCAUGGCUGAGUGAGGAUUGAAACCCUGGUCUCCCAGUUCCUAGUGCAAAAUGCUAACCACUACACCACACUGUUCUCUAUGGGAAAAUCAGAAGAGCCUGUUGCAUUGGGCCAAUGACCCAUCUAGUCCAGCAUCCUAUUCUCACAAUGGGCGGAAAGCAUACGUGACCAGUAGCCAUCAGUAGCCCUCUCCUCCAUGAAUUUGUCUAAAUCCUCUUUUAAAGCCAUCUAUGUUAGGGUUGCCAUAUGUCUGGAUUUUCCCAGGCAUAACCAGGAUUUCAAAGGUGGAAUUGAUGUCUGGGGAAAUUUUUCCAAAGGCGGUGCUUUGUCCAAGUCAAUUGAAAUACGGCAAACCUGCAUAGAAUCAUAGAAUGGUAGAGAUGGAAGGGGCCAUAAGAGUCAUCUAGUCCAACCCCCUGCAAUUCAGGAAUCUUUUGUCCAGUGUGAGAUUGGAACCCAGGACCCUGAGAUUAAGAGUCUGAUGUUCUACCGACUGAGCUAUGUCAUCCAGCUAUUCAAGUUGCUAGUUAAGCACUGACAUGUAAAGGUUCUUUUCCCAGCAGCACAUUUGGCUACUGAACAGAAGCCAUGACCUUCUGUUGCCAUUAUCUUGAUAAACUCACAGAGAACUGUUUUUCGAGGAAUAACUCAAAUAAGCAAUUUAGGAGCUUUCCAAUUUCCUCCUCUCAGCCCACCACAGUCCUCCCCCAGUCCUUCCCAGUCUGAGAAUUAGUGGAAUGGGGCCCUCCCUUGAGAAAGUUAACUUCCUCACUUGUUUCAAUGGUUUGUCUGGGGCAUCAUGUGAUUUCAAGCAGGGGUGAGUUGGGACAGGAAGUCUCCCAUGCUAGGUUUCAUUCAGCUCAUGUGACAAUUGAGGGGAAGUUUCUAUUUUUAUUUUAAAAAAAACAAAAAAACUUAAGCAGAAAGAUACAGCCCACUACAAAUCAGUGUUCUAUGAGAUGAGCAGAGAGAUCCUGAGGUGAAUUUCUCUCUGCUAUUAUUUGGAUAGAAAUAACAGAUAGAAAGGCAGAUGUUGCUAAUUUCCCCACAUUCCUUGCUUCCCCCAGGAAUGAAAGGUCCUAGGGGUCUGCUGCAAUGUUUAGCUGACAGAACAGCAUGAACUUAUCGUGACUUUGUAAUAUUUACUUUAUUACCCAAUAUAUAAGCAGAGCAUUUGGGAAAUAAAUAAAUACUCCUCCAUCAAGCAGCAAAUCCACCAACAAUUGUUUAAGAGCAUUAUAAAGCAUUGGUCUUCAGGUGAGCUCAGUAUUUACAACAGGGGUAGCUAAUGUGCUUCUCUGCAAAUGUUGGCGGACUCUACCACCCACUGUCACUCACUAUUGGCCAUUUGGAGAACAAUAGCUGGCAGUGGCUCUCCAUGGUUGCAGGCUGGUGUCUCUCCCAACCCUACCUGGAGACAGAUGCUUAGGGCUGAACCUGGAGCCUUCUGCAUGCACUGGGACAGAAUCCUUCUCCCAGAAUAGCAUUCUGGUUGUGGAAGGCAUAGCUGUCAACUUUCAGAUUUGAAAAUAAGGGAUCAGCAGCCUCACCUGUCCUGGGGACAGUCUUGUUGUUAUUGUUUAGUCGUUUAGUCAUGUCCGACUCUUCGUGACCCAUGGACCAGAGAACGCCAGGCACUCCUGUCUUCCACUGCCUCCCGCAGUUUAGUCAAACUCAUGCUGGUAGCUUCGAGAACACUAUCCAACCAUCUUGUCCUCUGUUGUCCCCUUCUCCUUGUGCCCUCCAUCUUUCCCAACAUCAGGGUCUUUUCCAGGGAGUCUUUUCUUCGGGAUAUCUAACAAUCUGGGAUAGCAGCGGGAAACGGCACAGGAUUAAGGGAAUUACCUGCAAAAAAAGGGAAGGUUGACAGCUAUGGUGGAAGGGGAAUUGUUGACAUUCACAUGACAAACUCAUUUUGUAUGGAUGAAAAUGCAUUUAGUUGUUACAACUCCUUACUUUGCACAUGCUCAGAAGAAAUGUUCCCUUUAUUGCUUCCCUGUGCUAUUCCAGUGCUAUAUUCGGACCUUAAAUGCCUAGGGUGAGCUUGAUUAUCAACAUUCCUUCCACUGAUAGAAAGACAAGCGACUGACUGUAAGAUGUAGUCUUCAUUCGAAGAAUGGUGACUAAACCACUUCAUUAAGAGCAAAGUGUAACACACAUACGAAGCCCAUUAGAAAUUCUUCAAACUUCCCCCAGGUCUAGUCUCUUAUGCUCUCCAGCUCUCUGUAAAACAGGGACUGGAAGUGCUCUAGACCAUGGCAAACUGGAACACAAUGAGCAUGGACUUGAUUAUACUGACAUUACACUAAUGAGGUUUCAGUUUCUUAUUUUCUCUGGUUUAGAUUCAGGUCUCUGCAUUUCUACACCAAUAAAAUAAAUCCUCAUAAAUAUGUCAGCAUUCUUGUGUUAAUUUCUCUUGAUAAACACAUCUUUGCAAGCUAUUUCCCUUUUUAUAAGGUAAUUUAUUUAUGUCAUCUUCACACAUAUAUGCAUUAUAUCCUCUUUCCCCCAAUAUACAUAUGUUGUACAGUGUUGGAGAACUGCAAAAUCUGCAGAAGUGAAUUUUGAGAGGGAGCACUUUACAUUCAUGUAAUGGUUCAAGUCAAAUGAAAUAGGUGAUUUCUCAUUAAAAUGCUAGCUGAAUCAGUUUUCUUUCUGAUCCCUUUAUUACAUUGACCCUGGUUCUUUUUUCUUCCCUUCCUAGGCCCAGUGGAUGACCCAGGCUGCACCCUUCAACCAGUCAGGAAUGACCAACGGGUCAAAAUGCUCUACACAACUAGCAGGGUUACGAGCGGUUGCGUGGGCCGUGGGCCCAGAGACACCAACAUGGAAGUCCACAUUCUUAACCUGAAGUACAGCAUCCCACAGGUGAGCAGCUCAUACAGCAGACAAAUGCCCCCUUCUUUCUUGGGAGAGUUCCUGCUUCUAGAGAUGUGGGAUUAUGUGGCACCUGUAGUAGUGCCAAUUCUGCUUAUUAAAGUGGUCAAGUGGGCACAUGUGGGGUAAGGCGAUCUCUCAGAUAAGCUGGUUCCAAGUUGUUAAGGGCUUUAUGUACUAAUAGUAGCACUUUGAACUUGACCUGGUAGCAAAUUGGCAAUCAGUGCAGACCUUUGAGCACAGCUGUUGUAUGCUGACAAGGCCUCACUCCCGUCAGCAACUGUGCUGCAACAUUCUGCACUAACUGCAGCUUCCAGAUCGAGUGUGAGGGAAGCCCCACACAGAGCACAGUGCAGAAAUCCAGGCUUGAAGUAACCGGAGCAUGAACUACGGUGGCAAUUUUUAUGUAAGCUGCCUCAGUAAGCUUCAAAUGAAAUAAUAAUAAUAAUAAUAAUAAUAAUAAUAAUAAUAAUAAUAUUUAUACUCCAUCCAUCUGGCUGGGUUAGUUUUAUUAAUCUGCAUCCAGAUCUCUCAACCUCUUGAAAACUGAUAAUAGCAGUGAGGUCAGGUGAUGGAGGUGUUCUCUUUCCCAUCUUCAGUGUUACUGUCACCACAACCCUGUGAGUUACGGAUUACCACAAUCGAAAUUGUUUGUUUGCAUGCUACUUUUCUAUGGCAAGCCAUGCUUGAAACCGGUCACAGCAUCAGAAUUAUUUAUUUUUCUUUGUUUCAUUCUCUUUACAUUCUUCCUACAAAAUAUCUUGAAGCAAUUUAAGAACAAAAGCAUAAAUGUUAAAAACAAUUAACAACAAUUUUGUAUACAAAACAAUUUAAACAUUUUAAUGUAUAAAAGCAAUUGUAUUCUGUCUGUCUGUCCAUCCAGCCUCCAGAUUUAUUGCUGGUGUAAUUAAUUGACUAAAAAUUCAUACAACGUGGCUGAAACCCUAUCCCAGUUUACGUGGGAAUAAGCUCAGUGGGAUUUACUUCAUGUAGACAUGUAUAGGAUUGCACUGUUUUCUGGAAUCAAGUUACAGCUCUAGUUAGUCACCAUUAUACACAGGAUCCCCCAGAACAGCCACUUAAGCACCAGUCUCUUCCAAAAAAAAAAAAAAAAAGAGGACAAGAGUAUGCGGUUUUGCAUAAAAUGUGCCUAUGUUGUAUAUAUGCAUGGAUCCACAUUUAGAAAGCAUUUAUAUCAUUUAUAUAAAUAAAUGCAUCUCACUCUGGUAGGGAAGUCUGGGUUGACCUGCUCUGUUUGCUAAAAAAAAAAAAAAGGCUGGUUGUGGAUGGGCAAUUUCAAGGUUCUUAAACUUUACACUGGAUAUAUUUAUUCGCUGUUUACAUGUAUAUCGCACCCUACUUCCAAGGUGGCAUGUGUGGUUAUCCCACUUGCCCGUUCAUCCUCACAAUGACCCGGUUUAGGUAGGUUAGGUUGAAAAAAAGUGACUUGCCCAAGAUCACCCUCUGCCUCCUGGUUUCCUUCUGAUCUCCUACUCCAUCUCCAGUUAAUGGUCUGCGCUGGCGGUUAAAAUGAAAUUUACAGAUUUUUCAGAGAGCCGGAAUCUUGUAAAUUUCUCUUUGCAGCUGCUCAGGCCUUCAGCAAUUGCCAGACAGGCAGCUUCUGAGGAGGAAAGGGAAGUAUUGCGAGUGUGUGUGAGCCCUUCACACCAACAGGCCACAGCUGCUUCGGAAAACACAACAGAUGCGGUCACGGAUUUCCCAGACCAACCCCGGCAGUUCCCCUUUUAAAUCUGGAAUGAACAGAUCCAGAAACAGGCAGGAUUCCCUUUGACUUCAAAACCUUCAACUGAAAAGCAACCUGUGUGGUGGCAGAACACACUGGGCACGGGGGGGGGGGGGGCACAGGGAUGGACAAGUGCCUCCCUGAACAUGUACUGACUUACUUGUUUACAGUGUUUAUAACCCAUCCUGCAGCAGCUGAAAAAAUCUGGUUCUAAUGAAACUGCAAAAAAGGCAUGGCACAUAAGGAAAAAAGAGAAUGGUUGGGAAGAGUGAAAUGCAAGCUUGAGCACAAGUUAAUUUAGGUUACAGUUCUUAGAGUUGCAGCCUAUAUCAGUGGCGGUUCUGGCUGCCUUGCCCUUGAUAAAUAGCAGCUCUCUUACCCCCCCCCUAAAAAAAACCAACAAAUUUAGGAGCAGAGCUGGUGACAAUUGCUCCGGCCAGGAGGAGAGAUCAGCUCCUGCCUCACACCAUACAUUUAAAGCACUGGGAUGUCACUUUAAACCAGAGGUCGGCAACCACAAGAGGCCCAUGCGGGUUGUUUAACUGGCCCAUGCACCCCCGCCACCCGCUCAGGGACCCCCGCUGCCCGCUCAGUCAGCUCUCCUGCAGCCAAUGGUAAACUGCGCACGCCUCCUCCGCACCGGAAGGAGCGCUGGAAAUAGCGUUUGCGCAUGCGUGCGUGCACGCGUGUACUCCAGCCCGUCGUGGGACCAUGAACUGACCCAAGUCACAAAAACUUUGCUGACCCCCUGCUUUAAACUGUGCUGGCUUCCCCCAAAGAACUCUGGGAGCUGUAGUUCAUUAAGGGUGCAGGGAGUUGUUAGUAGGAACCCCUAUUCCUCUCACAGGACUCCAGUUUCCAAAGCUCCUUGUGAAGAGGCAUCAGUUGUUAAUUUACUCUGGAAUGUCACCGUGUGAUGAGGAUGGGGGGUGUCCUCCAAAAACACCUCAAAUCCCUUAAAUUACUGCUCUCAGAAUUCUUGGGAGUUGGGAACCAUGGCUGUUUAAAUUGCUGUCAUAGCACCUUAAAUGUGUGGUGUGAAUGAGGCCUGAGGCCUGAUGGUAGAUAAAAUCCUCUCAGGAGGGGGCUUUCCCUCCUCCCUCAAAAUAUUGUGCAUGAUGCGGAGAAAGUGAAUAGAGAAACAUUUCCGCCCCCCCUCGCUCAGAAUACUAGAACUUGAAUGAAGCUGAAUGUUGGAGGAUUCAGCACAGAAAACAAAGAAGAAAAAUUCUCACUGUGCAUAGUGAAAUUUGGGGAUUCACUCCCACAAGAAAUAGAGGUGGUCUCCAAUUUGGAUGGCUUUAAAAGAGGAUUGGACAAAUCUGUGGAGGACAUCAACGACUGCUAUGGAAAUAGAUGUUAACAGAGGAAAUUGCUUGCAAAAAUGGUAUGUCAGGAAGAGCUGUAUAUAACAACAUGCAUAUCGGGAGAAAGGCACACUAAAGUGCUCACAUUUUUAUGAGGACUUUUUGUUUCAGUUUAAUAUUCAUUCUUUCAUUCAUUCAUUCAUUUAUAUUCUACCUUUCCUCUAAGGAGCACAAGGUGGUACACAUAAUCCCCCCCCCCCCAUUUUAUCCUCACAACAACUUUGUCUGAGCAUGAGUGACCGACUGAAGGACACUCAGCGAGCUUUGUGACCAAGAGGGGAUUUGAAUCCUGGUCUCCUGGGUCUUAGUCGAACACCCUAACCACUACAGCACACCAUCUCUCUUGUGGGGGUGCUAAGUGUGAUUCAUUAACACCCCAAGCCUCUAAACAAAAGGUUGAGGGGCUAUUAUAGUGCUAGGGUGGCAACUAAACUUUGUACAAGACAGCUACAAUAUUUGUAGUCGGCAUCAGAGAUUUCUGUCCCACUUGUGGAAAGUGAGGAGCUGGGCCUCUGAGGUCCCUCACUGCAUAUCACACAGAAACAAAGACAGAUCUGCUUCGAUACAGGCAAAGACACACAGAAUUGUUGGUUUCCUCUUCAAGCUUUGUGUUUGAAGCCUGGGUGUGAUGCUUACCCCCUAUAUUAACUGCAGUGAGAGGGAGACAGGUUGGUGAGAACCUGAGGUCCUCUGUGCUUUUCCUGCAAAUGCUUUCUCUAGGUUGCAUGAGGUGCAUACAAAGUUCAGCAGCAUCACAUGUGCUGGUUUGCUUGCUGUUUCAUAGAUGGCAGCACUUUUCUUUUAACUUGCAGCCACUUAAGAGGCAGAAAAGUCUCCCAUGUUAAAAUUUCUCUGUGACUACCGUCCAAGCACGAGGGAGAACUGCAUGGGCUGCUUUGGAUUACCUGGAAAUUUCCAUUGCAUUCAUUUACAGUGCUGAAGAGGCAGCACCCAUGUUGGCACUGACCUGUGAUAGGGCCUUCUUGGUGGCUGCUCCCUGUUUGUGGAACGCUUUCCCAUUGAGGUGUGUCUGGCCCCGCUUGUGUUACCAUUCUGCAGAAAGACAUGGAAGGUCACUUCUGAAAUGGGCUUGAGGCAAACCAUAUGUACCCAUUUUCAUCCAGUGUGGCGUAGCGGUUAAGAGCGUCAGACUAGAGACCAAGGUUCAAAUCCCCCACUCGGUCAUGAAGUUCGCUGGGUGACCUUGGGCCAGCCAUUGUCUUUCUGAGCGUAAACUACCCCUACAGGGUUGAUUGUGGGCAUUAAAUGAGGAGGGGGAGAAGAACCACAUGUGCUGCUCAUUUUGCGCUCCUAGGAGAAAAAUGUGGGACAUAAAUGCAACAAUAAAUAAACGCAAUAUCGUAUUUCCCUGCAUUCUCUUCCCUCGGCCAUUAAACAAGCCACCGGCCUUUGGCGACAUGGACGGACAGGCCCGGAAGUGGCUGAGGCCUAGAUGCGGAGGAAAUGACAUUCACCCUAUCCUGCCAGUAAAUAGGAUGGGAGCAAAAAUCCCCCUCCUGUGUUUACAAAGGGGUUGGUGGGAGGGUGGUUGCGUAGCAGCUGGCCCCUGAUGUCACAGCUGUGGCAUCCAGACAACUGGCUCCCAGCCCCGACCGAGCGUCAGGGGAGGGUAGGCCAGGGCGGGCGGUCAGGCUCCAGCCCGAAAAGAAUUACUGGAAGCCGGUUUCUAUAAGCAGAUCCCAGUGCUCGAGCAGGCAGGAGAAAGCCUGCCGCCAUUCUGGGGGGGAGAGAAAACAAUGGCUUCUGAAAAAGGGCAGGGGGCUAAAAAUAGAUGCGGGCCUCUGCCAAGGCAGGACGGCGGAGACUCGAGGGGUCCUGUGGCCGCCCCCACAGAGCCGUGUUUAUUCAUUAGCUCAUGCCACUGCUAUGGAGCUGAAUGUGUUGAGAGAGAGAGAGCACUUGGGUCUCUCUCUGGUCGUGUUUUUUGUUUUGAUUUUUCCUGUGCUCCCGCCACCCACAAGCCUCCUACAAAUUUCGGAGAGAACUGCUUUGGUAGCAGUGGGCCGGGCAGAUCAGUCCAAGGCUACAUGUGCCACUGAGGUCACUGGCCUCCAGGUCUGACCUGAAGUUUCCAGGUUUGCCUAGACCUGUCCAAGUUUGGGGAAGGCUGAAUCUCCAGGUGUGUAAGAGUGAUGGUGAGGAAAAGAAGAUGAAGACGAAGAUGACUGGCAGGAUCUGGCUACAAAUUAUAGCAUAGGCAAUCUUGUAGGGUUGGAGUGUCUGCCCUCCUUCACACCCCUCUCCCAAUUAACCUCCACCUCUAGGUCCCCACCCCACCAUAUCAACUGGGGCUGCCCCCAUGUCUCAGGUCUGGGCCCUGAAAUUGCAGAGUCUAGGAUGCUCCUGACCUGGCAAUCCUAUGUACUGGGAGAGAGAGGGGGUCUCUUCUGGAGUUAGGACAGUAAUGACCAGAAAUAAAGAAGCAAUGCUUCUCAAAGCUAUUUAUUGAUUUCAUUUGCAUUCCUCCUUUUGUAUGUUCAUCCUUACUGUGAGAUAGGCUAAGGUGAGAAACUGAGUGGCCCACAGUUACCCAGUGAGCUUCCUAGCCAAGUAGGGAUUUGAACCCUGGUCUCCCACAGGUCCUAGUCCAACAUUCUAGCCAUUACACCACAUUGGCUCUCCCUAUUGGGGAAAAACUGGUAACCAGGUAACUUCUGUGCCUGUUCAGUCAGCUGUCCAGGUGGGCAACUUCAAGGUCUCCGCUGCAUGCCCUUCUUGUUUCAGGAUCCUCUGCUUCAUCACCUUAAAAGAACUCCUGGCCCCUAACACAAACUAAAUUUUUACCUUGCCUAUACUCCGCAAUGUCAGAAUUACACAGGGGACAUGUCCCACCACCAUCCUUGGCCUUCUCUGGUGCCACCAGGCAGCAGCUCCCACUGAGCUCCUGGGAUGGAUAUAUUCACUUUUAUUUCUUUUGCAAAAUUUAUAUUAUUAUAUAUUUGUUUGUUUGUUUAUACCCAGUGUUUUUUUUUCAGGGGGUACGCAGGGGUAUGCAUACCCCUAAACAUUUUGUGAAUCUUUGUACUAAUGUCCAUUUACUGUAUUUAUUUUCCCUGAUUUGAACUAUAAAAUUGUGAUUUUAUUGAGUCAACAUGAGAGUACCCCUGAACAUUUUAAAAGAAAAAAAGCACUGUUUAAACCCCAUCUUUUCCCCUGAUGGGACUCAAGGAAUCUUACAGAUAAAAACAAGAACCUCUAAAAACAUAGAAAAACAACAACCAUAUUAAUAGAUUUAAAACUUUAUGCAUAUAUAAAAUCAGUUUAAAACAGAUAAAGAAUUACAAUAAAUGCAACACGGCAUCAGCCCUUUCAUCCAAAGCCAUCAAUUCCCAAAGGGCUGUUGGAAUAGGAAGGUCUUCACUUGCCGGCAGAAGCACAGCAAGGAGGGAGCCAGUCUGGCUUCUCUAGGGAUGGAGUUCCAUAGUCUGGGAGCAGUCACCACCGAGAAGGCCCUCUCCCGCGUCCCCACCAGGCGUGCCUGUGAGGGUGGAAGGACCGAGAGAAGGGCCUCUCUUGAAGAUCUAAAAAACCAGGCAGGUUCAUAUGAGUGAAUACAGUCUUUCAGACAGCCUGGACCUAACCUGUGUAGGACUUUAUAGGUCAUAACCAGCACUUUGAACGGUGCCCGGAAAAAUACCAAUAGCCAAUGGAGCAUUUCUAGCAAGGGAGUUGUAUGCUCCCUAUAACCACUUGAUAUAUGUCACUUGAUUGUAAAAAUAUCAACCCUCAAAUUGGUGUAGAACAAGAAUAAAACAAUAAAAUCAUUGUGUUUCUGACUGCCAUCACACUCUGCCUCUUUCUCCCAGUCCAAUGUCUCUUGGAGGUUCUUGCCACUCCAAACCUACCCCACAUCUUAACAUUUUAUUUUACAAAUUUAUACCCCACACUUUCAUAACUAUACAGGGAGGCAGAGCACAACAUAUAAAAGGAUAAAAUCAACCAAUGAUCCUUGAAAACAUCAUUGAAACAUCAGCAAAUAUUGAUGGAUAAAAAAAGAAAAAAUUCACGUUGUACAAGCCUGUCUAAUAAAAGAAGUUUUCAAGAAACCUCUGGCAGAAGGGAGAGAUCCUGCCAAGCCUUUGCUGGUUCCACAGGGCAGAGCCUGCAACGCUAAAGACUACCGCUUGGGCAGGAAUCUCUUCACCUGUCUUGAAACACUUGACUGAUGAUCCUCCUUUCCAUUUCUCUGCCAGAUGCCCUUGAUCCAGUUCAGCGUCAAUGUGUCAGCAGCAAAAGGAGGCCGGAAGGUGGUUUUUGUGGUGAACUCCAACAAGUACUCCAUUCUGAAUGUAAAUACAGGGGAUCACCGCCUUGCCUUCGUCACGGUGAGUACCUGGGCUGAGCCACAUCCUGCAGACCUUGUAUAAUCAACAUCAGGGUGGGGAGCCAUUUUCAAGCAUGAAAGGAGGGGGUAAAGCAAGACCAGAGAGUGGGGUGGCCUGGGGAGAGACCUGGAGGUCAGGCAGAGAGACCUGAAGGGUUUUUGGGCCUGAUGUAUAAGAAGUGUGGUGAUAGGCUGGAAGGGAAAGAGUGAGAGGUGAUGCUCUUCCAUUGCUUUGCCCUUUCAAUCUUUCCCUCAUUCUCGACUGGGACUUGGCAGCCAGUAGCUUGACCCACCUGGAAUAACUGGGUACAUGGCUUCAUAUGCUGUGACAGGCUCCAGAGGAGUCUGUGACCUUCUGUCUUCUUCUCCACAGCUGAAAGAAAUCUCCCAAAUUCCAGUUCUGUAAGGAUAGUGAUAAGCUACAGAAGAUGGAGGGAGGGUAUUAAUCCUGGGGUGGUGUCUUUCUUUAUCUUAGCAGUUGAGAGAAGGGGAAGGUAUGUGGAUUCCAGAAACUGAAGAAGACCAGUCAAAUUUGUACGCUAGCAAAGGACCCUCAGCAAACAAGAUCCUUGGUCAUGAGUUAAUCAGGGCAGGGCAGCAGGGGGCUAGGAAACACACUGCAUUUUGCAGGGGGGGGCAGUUACAUUUCAGGUGCUUUAAGUGUACAUCAGAAACCUUUAAGUGUGGGUGUAACAAUAACUUUUUCAAAAAUGCAUAUUACACAAGUUUUGCUCUCAUCAGGGAGACAUAGACCCUCCUGGCCCUGCUUUACUCUCCAGGUGGCUGGAAGUGGUGGGGGCCAUAGACCAAAACAUCUCGAGGGCACCAGGCUGGCAAAGGCUGCUGAAAAAAAAAGCAAAAUCAAUGGGAUUGAGCACAUGGCUCUGUCACGUGAAGCUUUGCCAAUGAGCAGGAACACAUAUGUGUACUGGGGAAAACACAGUAGAAGAGUUUGGAUUUGAUAUCCCGCCUUUCACUCCCUUUAAGGAGUUUCAAAGCGGCUAACAUUCUCCUUUCCCUUCCUCCCCCACAACAAACACUCUGUGAGGUGAGUGAGGCUGAGAGACUUCAGAGAAGUGUGACCAGCCCGAGGUCACCCAGCAGUUGCAUGUGGAGGAGCGGAGACUCGAACCGGGUUCCCCAGAUUACGAGACUACUGCUCUUAACCACUACACCACACAGAAUCGCAAUAUAAUGUGUGGUCUUGUCAACACUACUCAUUUUGAUGGGGGCAGUGUUUCCUCAACAGACACAUGAGCAUCCAGGGCAGCCCUUUCCAACUCAGUGACCUCCAGAUGUUUUAGACUACAAUCCCAUUGGUUGCAGUCCAAAAUAUCUGGAGGCCACCAUGUUGGAAAAGUCUGGAAUAGGAAGGAGAAGCAAAUGGACUGGGGGAGUCAAAAGCUGUGGCAAACUUCAUAUUCCAGUUCCAGGUUUAGAAAUUAUCCUUGUCAAAAGUGGAGUUCAAGGGGAAUGGGAAGCAGGACUGGGGUAACAUGGGAACUGAAUGGUGGCAUCCAGUGAAGCUGGAUAUCGGGAAAUUUGAGACAUAUGAAAGGAGGCAUGUCUUCAUGGGGCAUGUAGUCAGGCUGUGGAAUUUGUUCCCACACAAUGUGACAAUGGCCACCAACUUGGUGAGAAGAAUCCACUGAGGUUAUGGCCACCAAUGGCUACUAGUCAUGAUGAACAUAAGGCUAACGUGCUGGAUCAGGUCAGUGCCCCAUCUAGUCCAGCUUCCUGUUCUCUCAGCAACUAGCCAGAUGCCCUCUGGUCCCCAACAAUUGAUAUUCAGAAGCAUUUCUGCCUACAACUGGAAGCAUAGUCCUCAUGGCUCAGGUCUUGCUUGUGGGAUUCUCACUGCGGCAUCAGGUUAGCCAACUGAGAGGAGAAGAUGCUGAACCAGACAAGUUUUUGUUCUGAUCCAGCAGGGCUCUCCAUUUGUUCUUAACCAGAGGAGCAAUAAAGGAAAGCACUUUGACCACAACUCCCACUAUCCCUGCUUAUGGGCUAUGCUGGCCAGGGAUUAUGGGAGUUGGGAAUCCAAGAAUAUCUGUCGGACCACUGGUUCCCCAUUGAUGAGCUGGAGCACGAUGCUUGCUCCUGGGUAUGUCAGUCCAUAGGGUCAGUGGACUAUUGACUGACAGAUUGCUUGAUUGUAUUUAUACCCCAGCAUUCACAACAGCCCCAACCUAUCUCACCCAAAGGAGUGGGUGAAGGAACCUCAUAUCAAGGUACCAUAAAAUAUAAACACAUACACACUCAUAUACCAGGCAAGCAAGAGUCAUUAUUGGUUUACAAUUGCACAGGCUGCUCAGGUAUUCUGGGAGAGGUUUGUAGAAGCAUGCAUACAAGCAGGAAGGGACUGCAAUGUCAGUGGCACUGAAUCAGGAUGGCUGCUCAACACUGGCUGCAAAAAGUGUUCUCCAUUGCACAGCAUGCGCCAGCCUGCUCUUGCCAUUGGGAUGCAGAGUAGUGCAUGCAGGCAUCUCAAAAAACCCAUGCAGGCUUACAUAGUGCUAUCCUGGAUGUGCCGUUAACGCCGUUACCACAGGCACCUUUUUAGUGACUUAGUUACCAAACAGCUAGAUGCAGGUUGACUAGCGCAUGGGCCUCAUGCUUGGAACAGACCAAGGAUCAGUCUCAGCAUACAGAAGCAUAAGAAGAGCCCUGCUGGAUCAGAGCAGAGGCUCAUCUAGUGGAGUAUUCCAUUCCUAUAGUGGCCAGCCAGGUCCCUGUGGGAAGUCCCAAGGAGGACAUAAGCACAACAGCUACAUCUUAGCUCCUGCAUCAGACACAGUGUACCAGAUGCUGGCAUGGCUGGGUGAAUGUUACCCUUGAUUACCUUAUCCUCCAUGGAUUUGUCUAGUCCUAUUUUUAGAGCCGUCCAAGUUGGUGGCCAUAAAGACACCUUGGGGAAGCGAAUAAAUGUCAAGAACUUAUCUGUCUGCCGCCACUGUGUGAAAAAGGACUACCUUGCGCAUGUCCUGGAUAUCCUACACUUUUGCAUUAUUGGAAGACCUUGAAGGAUUCCAGUACUGUAUUUAGGAGAGAGGGAGGGAAACCUCUCCCUUUCCCUCUCCACUCCAUGCCAAAUUUUGUGCCCCUUUGUCAUGUCACAACCCAUGACUUUGCAAGGCCCCCACUUCCUCUGCCCAUGGAUCUCUCUGCCGGGAGACUCUGUGACGCAGAUAACCUGGGGAAAAUCUCCCAUUUCCUCUGGCUGUUUGGCAUAGGGUCAGGGAUGGUGCUUGGCUCCAGCCAGCUCAGCCGAGCCUGUGAGCUUUGUUAGCAAAAUAAAACCCUUUUCCUAUUUGUGUCUAAUAAUAAAAAAGGGCUGACAAUGGAGGCGGGAUGGGGGAGGGCAGUGGCGCGAGAGGCACAAUCAGAUGCAGUGCGGCACCAUUAGUUCAAGCUGGAGGGCAGGCCGCCACCCCCCACCCCCCGCUGCCACUGCACUGCCUUCUUGGACGUUCCAUUCCGUGCCCUGUAUGGGGUCAGGAGGGAGAUGGAGGUGUGCAAGGCAGCUCUUAGUCACCUUUUCUCUCUCCAUUCCUUGCAUUGUUGGCUGGCAAAAGGGAACCUUUAGGCUGUGACAAAUUGGGUGGGGGGAUGAGCCACCAUCUCCUGGAAAAUCCCAAAGCCAGGCCAAACUAGCUUCCUGAUGAGACACCCCUUCCAAAAUACUGGUUUUUGAAAAGUCUGAAAGAUUGAGAAGAGUUGUGUUGGUUUUUCUUUUUAAGAAAAGAAAGAAAACACACUUUUUGGAGUCUUAGUAAGUAAUCUGGUUACAGGUAGGUCACAAUCUGGUUACAGGUAGGUAGCCGUGUUGGUCUGCCAUAGUCGAAACAAAAUAAAAAAAUUCCUUCCAGUAGCACCUUAGAGACCAACUAAGUUUGUUAUUGGUAUGAGCUUUCGUGUGCAUGCACACUUCUUCAGAUACCAAUAACAAACUUAGUUGGUCUCUAAGGUGCGACUGGAAGGAAUUUUUUUAUUUUGUUUCGAUCAGUUUCUCAGUUUUCCUAUCUUAAAUCCAGUAACCCCCAUCCCACAUUCUGCAGUAAUUGGCAGUAAUUGGCAACUGGGGGGGGGGGGGGACCCUGUGAAAAUGCACCAGCUUUUUAGUGCGCCCUGGUGUGAGAAGGACGCAACAGCUGACGACACCCUGGCAGUCCUGGGGGCUGGCUGGGCAUUGUGAGGAAUGCACCCCACAAAAAAUUCUGCUCAGGGUGACAGCCCCCCAGCCUCCCCCCCCCCCCGUGCUAUACCUCUGAGUCUGAUUUGUACUAAUAUCAGCCAAGGGAGGGCAAAGUCAGCCAUGCAAACCCCAUCCCAUGUUUUCAUCUUUCUUAACAAACGGGAUUUAAAAGUAAAAUAAAAUGGAAAUUCCCAAAUAUGUUGCUCUUUCUAAGGUUGGUUGUGCAGCUAUUCCUUCAAAGAAUUCCUUUUGAGCCUGGCCAACCUCACAGGAUUGAUUGUUUGACGCCUGACUCUUUUCAGCUUUCAAGGCAGACAACAAUAGGUUAUAAAAUUCCUUUGAUCGUGGGGGGAGAUUAGCUGUCAGCUUCUGCCUGACCUCUCUGACUUGUUCUUUCCUCUCUGUGCUGAGAAGGUGACUGGGGGGUCACAGAGAGCCUUUGUGUCAUUCCUUUUCCGUAACCUACAUGGGGAUAGAAAGUGUAAAAAUAAAUUCUGAAAAUUGUAGCUGACAGAAGUAACUGCACAGUUAUUGGUGUGCCAAAAAUCAUUUCCUGUUUCCUUCUUGGAUGCCCAAAAGUGUAAGUGCCAUCUCAUAAACAGCUUAGAACUGCAGUACCUCAAAGACCACCUCUCCCGAUCUGAGCCAACCCAGACCCAGUGAUUAUCAUCUGAGGCCUUUCUUCGUGUGCCUCCCCCACAAGGCAUGCAGCGGGUGGCAAUAUGAGAACAGGCCUUUUCUGUGGUGGCCCCCCAUUGCGGGAUGCUCUUCCCAGGGAGCUUCGCCUGGUGCAUCCAUUCCAUAUCUUUAGGUGCUAGGCAAAAGAUUUCCUCUUCUCUCAGGCCUGUGGGACUUUGGGGUUAUUAUUUUAUGUAUUUUUGUGUUUUCAUAUUUUAAACUGCCCUGCGAUCCCCAGAUGAAGGGCUGUAUAGAAAUUUAAUAAAUAAAAAUAAAUAAAAUAAAUGUUACAGGCAUCAUCAUGGAGCAGUGACCAAACACCCACUGUAAUGACAUUACAGCCUCCAGUCUUUCUCUGAUAAAAAAGCAGGGAUGUCCCUGAGCUAGGAAGGCAUGUUGGAAGAUUCAGGACAGAUAAAAGAAAGGACUAUGGAACUCCCUCCCACCAUAAGCAUUGAUGGCCACUAAACCAGAUGGCUUCAAAAGAGGAUUAGUCAAGUUCAUGCACGAAAAGGCUAUCCUCUGCCUCCACAGUUGGUGGUAGAAAUGCUUCCGUAUCCCAGUUGCUGCAAACCACAGUGCCCUUGUGUUUAGACCCUGCUUUUGGGUUUCCCACAGGCAUCUGCUUGACCACAGUAAGAACAGAAUGCUGGACUACAUGGGCUACUGGCCUGAUCCAGCAGGAUCUUCUCGUGCUCUUAUGUGCCCCCCCUCCCAUGUCCAAGGAGGUUGUCUAGAAGGGAUGUAGCACUCAGGUUGAAAACGGUUGCCCUACCCUGCUGUAUUUAAAUACUACACCUCCACACAGAGACAAUUGGUGUUUCUGGAAGUGAAGAAAAUUUAAACAGGGCUCAUGUGCAAUGCACGUGGGUUCAAAGUGUACAAUCACUUGCAAAAUGUGUGCAGUUAAAUUAUGAAAUUUGCUGCCCUUAUUUGAGCAUGAUGUCUUCACAUGGAGAUCCAAUGAUGUCGAAGUAGGUGCUGCAGGUGAGGUUGGGAGGAAGGCACCCAUAGGUUGUCACUCCUGCUCCUCCCUAUGUAAGUGGAGCAGUUAGGGAUGGGGGAGAAAUUUUGUUUGGUUUGCAUUUUAAUGCAAACUAACAAAUUGAUAGUUCACAAAACAGUGUGCAAACCAACAUGUACCUACCCGUCAAAACUCCCCCUUUGCAAAUUUUGUGAUGCAACUUUCCAACCAAAAAAUGAGUACAAACAUGAAUUUAUUAAUGGGAAGUGUGCACAAAAAUACAUUUAAUCAUGAAAGUAACAUUUAAAAUGCAUUAUAUUAGGGGGUAUAGCUUGCAAAAAUGAAGGCUGGAAAAAAGGAGAAACUGAGAAGAAACCAGAAAUGACUGAUUUGUCCACUGCUCUGAGUGACUGGGCAAUAUAUCACCUCAUCCAGCUCCCUGUCUCCUGACCGCGUGGAACUCCCCUUUUAAUAAUAGAAAAGUGAGGCCAAAGUUGCAAGACCCAAUACUGUCCAAGGACUAUCUCUCAAUGUUGUGCUUGAAUCCAGACAUGAAAUACAUGGAGGAUUUAUAGAGUGCAGCUCUCAUUGCCAAGAGGAAACACUAGGGCCCCUUUUUCAGCCAGAACUCGAUGGAACUCAAUUCUAGCAUCUCUCAGGUCUCCAUUGCUAUUAUAAGAAAAUGAGGGAGGUGUUCAUGGUGAGCUCCAGCAUCUAUUUUCUAUAAAAAUAGCACAGGGAACACUCUGCCUGAUUUUAUUCUGCUGUACAUUUCUUUUCCAGGAUGUGCAUAAACUCACGGUCAUGGGGUCCAACAAAGAAAUCAACAAAACCGAUUUGCCUUCCUCCAAUGCGGAGAUCCUAAAUUGGGCCAAAACCUAUUAUGGGGGUGUCAGCACCUUUGUAGAAUUGGAAGACCCUCAGAAGAUUAACUUUCAAGUCAACAGAGGUCAGUUCUGUUAAGAUGGUGUUUCUUAAGUCAAAGUGUAGCAGGAGUCCUCCCUAUAGAGCACCCUUCCUCAAUCUGUGGUCCUCCGCAUGUUGUUGGACUACAACUCCCAUCAAUUGCUGGCUGAGGCCGAUGAGAGUUAUAGUUCAAAACAUCUGGAAAACACCAGGUUGGUGAGGAAUGCUACAGAGCCACAAUGACUUGCUAAGGGGACCUUACCCCACCUGAUCCAAAUCAUUUGCAUGCAGUUACUAAUGAUGUGGGUGGCGCUGUGGGUUAAACCACAGAGCCUAGGGCUUGCCAAUCAGAAGGUCGGCAGUUCGAAUCCCCGUGACGGGGUGAGCUCCCAUUUCUCUGUCCCAGCUCUUGCCAACCUAGCAGUUCGAAAGCACAUCAAAGUGCAAGUAGAUAAAUAGGUACCACUCCCGCAGGAAGGUAAAUGGCAUUUCUGUGCAGUGCUUUAGUUUCACCAGAAGUGGCUUAGUCAUGCUGGCCACAUGACCCGGAAAAACUGUUUGUGGACAGACGCCGGCUCCCUUGGCCUAUAGAGCGAGAUGAGCGCCGCAACCCCAGAGUUGUCCACGACUGGACCUAAUGGUCAGGGGUCCCUUUACCUUUACCUUUUACUAAUGAAUUAAAUUGAGUUCAAUUGAUGUUUUAAUUGAUUAGAUCUGCAUGAAUUUGGAUUUGACUAAAAACACUGAAUGAAAAAUGGGCCAUAUAUGGGUGGCUUUACAUCCACUUUGCAAAUCACAAUCGAUCAGAAGACAGCCCUGUAGUUGAAGGGCUCUUCUCUUUGAAGCACUGACCAAGAGAAAGCAGGAGUGGUCCUGAAGUUGCCUAUCCAGAGUGAACACCUGAACAGAAAAGUCAGUAGGCACACUAGUCACCUGAUCGGUCUUUCCCACCAGGGUGAGAUGUAUUGUGCUUCUUCUUAUAGUCAUUUUUCUAAAAUUCCAUCAGUGCAUUUAAAUCAGCACAUCCAAAUUUUAUGCAGACCUGUAUCCUCUUUUUCUUAGUGAAUGAUUUCCUCUUUUUUGUUGAUACAUAAACAGUCAAAUCAUUGCAUGUGUUUUUCUCUUAUUGAGCAUCAGCCAUCUCCUGCUCUUUCUGCCUGAGCAAGUUUCCCACAAUUGUUCUUUUGUCUCCUUCAGAGCCCAGCACCUCUGAGGAAUGUGUACCUGAGAGCUAUUUUGAUGCUGAGCCGUACCUAGAGGCUGAGUUUGACUCUGAUAAUACCAAGAGCUGUCUGGAUUCCACUGUACACCCUGGAAGAGAGGCCCACAUCAUGUGGCUCCAGCAGAGUCCUCCAGACUCUGGGUAAUUUGGUUGCAUGGAUCUAACUUCUGACUUGCGAGUAAAUUAUGCAAAUAAUAAUGUUCACAUUUCCACCAGUUUUGUCCUGCAAUAUUCUUGUGUGGCCUAUGACAUUUUUGGCAAUGAUCAGGCUGCAAAAAUGGGUAAGGAAGAAGGCUUGAGUUGAUAGUACAGGUCCACAAUGUAUAGCCAUUUAAGAGACUUACCACAAUAAACAUUUGGUGCUUCCUGACGCUCCCCAAAAAGAAAGAAACUGUAAAGAGGAAAGAUUGGUGUUAAUAUAUGUUGGCAAGGAGGCACAGACUUGAAAAAUUGGAGGGAACAGAUAAGCCGAUAGAUAUGGGAAAUAUUAUAUUCAACUCAGUAGAAAAAAUAAGGACACACCCACCUUAAUAGAAGUACAUAAGUCUUGAUAAUGAUCAAAAGGUUGGCCAGCCCAAGCCUGAGGUUCCCUAACUUUGAACAUUAGGAAUUAGAUAAAUUAACCUUAACAAUUAUAAAGGGAAGGAAACUUAGCCUUUUAGAUCAGAAUUCAUAGUGAUACACAGAAAGAUCUGCCUCAAUAGAUACUGUAAGGUUGAUUACCUUAAUGAAAAAGAAAGAGCAAUCAACCUUAUAGGUAGGCCUUAAUCAAUUUUGAUAAAUCAGCUUAAUAGCGAGGUAGCAUUAGUAAAGGUAGGGAAGAAGAAAAGUCUAUUCAUAUUCUGAUCCAUGGUCAACUGGGAGACUAAUGGACAAUUUCUGGUGUCUACCAGUUGUGGAAAUUUUUGCAAAGAGGCCUUGACUAAGCUGUAUCACAGUCCUGUCUUAAGCAAAAGGUGCAUAUUCAGGAUCACUGAACACAGAUUAGCUAUGCCUGUUGAACCAUUAGAGAUCGUGAGUAUUGCUUUGCCUUUGUAAAUUUAAAACACACCAGGGGACCAUGAGAAGUCUUGUUGAAAAUAACAACAGAGCAGACUAGACAAGACCAAAGCCAGCCUUCCUCUGAUGUUAAUGCCUUACAUGAUGCAGGUGACAAACACAGGCUGAAUAGCAAGGCGGGUGUCAUGUUGGUGAUUAACAUGCUAUUCCAGUCUGGUCUACCAAAGGGGGAUCUGCUAGGUGUUGCAUGGGCUGUUAAAAAGAAAUACCUUGCUCAACAAUGAGCCCUUAUCAUUUAUCCUUGGGUUUGUUCUCCAGCACACAGGCUGUGGAUCUGAACAUCAACGUGACAUGCAAUAAUGGAAAACCAGCUAAGGAGCUGACCACGCUACUAGUGCUUAAAAGCCAUGAGAGGAUGUUUUGGAACAUUGAUCAGAUGCCUGAAUAUGUGAAAUUCAUGGUAAGAGUGGGAGAGAAAUGCCCUCUGGCUGCUGAAGUUAUGGGCUUAGAACUUCAUGAUUACUAUUAUUCAUAAACGCAAAGCUAGAUGUGUUGAUCCAGACAAAAAGGGCAUGAAGGAGGACAUUCAGCUCCUGGGCCUGAGAUUUUCCACCUCUGCCUUACAUAUAAGAAGACCAUUCUGCUUCUCACAGUGGCCAAUGAGAGGGUUAUGGGGAGUCCGCAAGUAGGGCAUGAAGGCCUCUGCUAUUGAAGCUCCCUGCAGGAACUUGUAUUCAGAGGCAGACAGAGUGGUGCAAGGGUGAAAGAUCUGCCAGUCACACCAAACUGUGAUUAGGGCUGGCCCAACACUUUUCAGCCCCUGAGGCAAACCCCAAAAUGGCAUCUCCCCUCCCCACCAGGGAAGAAUGGGGUCAAGGAAGACCAAUAUCAGGAACAAGGGUGGAAGGAAGGAAGGAAGGAAGGAAGACAUUGAGAGAUGCUGCCCUGGUGGACCCUGCUGCCUGAGGCGGUUGCCUCAUGGACAUUGUAGCCAAUGCUACAAUAAUGGGCAUUGGUAAAAAGGUAAAGGGACCCCUGACCUUUAGGUCCAGUCACGGAUGACUCUGGGGUUACAGCGCUCAUCUCGCUUUAUUGGCCAAGGGAGCAGGCAUACAGCUUCUGGGUCAUGUGGCCAGCAUGACUAAGCCGCUUCUGGCGAACCAGAGCAGCACACGGAAAUGCCGUUUGCCUUCCCACUGGAGUGGUACCUAUUCAUCUACUUGCACUUUGACGUGCUUUCGAACUGCUAGGUGGGCAGGAGCUGGGACUGAACAAUGGGAGCUCACCCCAUCCCGGGGAUUCGAACCGCCGACCUUCUGAUCGGCAAGCCCUAGGCUCUGUGGUUUAGACCACAGCGCCAGCAACAUUGGUAGUCAUGUGCUAAAGAAACAAAAUUCUUAGACACUGUUUUUCAGGAGAGGAACAACAUCAUAGGUAAAACUGUUACAAUUCCCCAGCUAUCAUCACAGAAUAUAUUCACAGAGGAAAAUGAAGACGUACUCUUCUUUAAUCUAAGAGGGCCUACAUUACUGGUAGUGAGGAUUCUGAUGGCAUGUUAGUGGAACGGCCAAAGGGAUUCCCCAAGUUGCUCUCAAAUUAAAGACUCACUCAAAAGCUUGCAUAUUACGUUGAAAGAAACACACUUUCACUGUGGACUGGUACAACUUUAUUGUAAGAACCACAAGCCAAGCAACAACAGGAAAGUACAGGAAGCGUACAUAAUGAUUUGGGCUAUAUCACUGCAAAAGGACUAUUUUGUCAGAACUUGGUAUUGCAAUAUCCCCAUCUGUUAAACUUACCUUGAAGACUUUUUUUAAAAUGAGAUUUACAAUAUGUCAUGAAGUCCGAUCACACCCUGCAGUUCUGUAUGUGACUACACAUUUGAUUUUGAUUAUGUUAAGUUUUCAAAAUUUUGCUAAAGAAUAAAUAAGCAGAAGAAGAAAAGAGGCAUGGCUAACUUAGCUCCAUUCAUUUCAGUAAGUUUACUUACUUGAACAUGGUUGGAGAUAAUACUUCUGUUGGGCAACUGUGUGUACUACCAUGAAUGGAAACAUACUCUGAAGAGGGUCCUUGUUAAACUUUCAUUUCUUUUUCUCCUGUAGGUGUCAGGAAAAUACUCCAUUAAGAAAAUAACCAAGGAGCCAAUUAAUGGUACUGUCCUCCCAGACAGCAAAGAAGGCUUGAUCAAAGAAGCCCGUGACAAGGACUUCGCCUUCAUCGCUUCUUACACAGAAAUUCCAGCUGCCAAAAGCAUCACCCUUGAGCUGGUCAGGGAUUGUGGUGGUGAGUUUGCCCAGUUUCAAGUUGGCUACAUCAGACCUAAGCAUGUUGGUGGCACUUGGCUGGAACAGAGCCAGUGCAGUAAAAACCUUGCAGGAUCAUUUUCUGAGGGUUCCAGGUCCUACUACAGGAUACUAUUCAUCUCUAGCAUUAAUAGAGAGCAUGGGACUCUUAAUCUCAGGGUUGUGGGUUCAAGCCCCACAAUGGACAAAAAAAUCCUGCGUUGCAGGGGGUUGGACUAGAUGACCCUCACGGUCCUUCCAACUCUACAAUUCUAUGAUUCACAAGCCUUCCCUCAAAAAUCCUUACGCCUUAGGAACAUAAAGAUAAGGGUAAAAGUACUGCUGACCAUUAGGUCCAGUCUCAGGCGAUUCUGGGGUUACCGCGCUCAUCUCACUUUAUUGGCCGAGGGAGCCGGCGUUUGUCCACAGACAGUUCUUCCGGGUCAUGUGGCCAGCAUGACUAAGCUGCUUCUGGUGAAACCAGAGCAGCGCACGGAAACACCGUUUACCUUCCCACUGGAGUGGUACCUAUUUUUCUACAUGCACUUUUUGGUGUGCUUUCGAACUGCUAGGUUGGCAAGAGCUGGGACAGAGCAACGGGAGCUCACCCCGUCACGGGGAAUCAAACCGCCGACCUUCUGAUUGGCAAGCCCAAGGCUCAGUGGUUUAGACCACAGCGCCACCCGCGUCCCUUAGGAACAUAGGAAGCUGCUUUACACUGAGUGGUCCACCUCUGUCAAUGUUUACACUCACUGUCAGUGGCAGUUAAAGGUUUGAGACAGGGUUCCCCCCCAGCCCUGUUUGAAUAUUGAACCUGGGACCCCUGCAUGCUCUCAUUGAACUAUGGCCUCCCCUCCCCUUUCCUUAAAGCUCAAAGUAGCAAAACAAUCACCAUCCUGUGAAACAAAAGCCCUAUCCAGGCAUUCACUACCUCAUGUGAUUAGAAUCGCAGGAGUUAGACCAGGGGUGCCAAUGUGGUGUGUUCCAGAUAUUGCUGGACUACAACUCCUAUCAGCCCACGUCCCUAUGGCCAAUGGUCUGGGAUGAUGGGAGCUGCAGUCCAAGCACACAUGGAGGACAACAGGGUGGCUAUUCCUGAGUUAGACAUGCUCAACAUGUUCCCUUGGUCACAUUAAAAAAAGCCACCCCUCACAUAGAACUAUAGAUUAUGAUUGAUUGAUUGAUUGAUUGAUUACAGUUAUACGCUGGCCUUCAUCCAAAGACACAGGGUGGUUUACAGGAUAAAAAUGCAAAAUGAAAACACAAAAUAUGUAUCACAAUAAGAACAAAAAUCAAACAAACCAAUACCCCCCCCCCCCAAGUUUGUUUAAUUAGCCAGAGGCCUGAGAGAAGGGGAAUGUUUUUGCCUGGUUCCUUAAGAUAUGUAGAGAAGAUGUCAAGCGAACCCCCCUGGGGAGAGCAUCCCAAAAACAGGGAGCCACUACAGAAAAGGCCCAUUCUCAUGUUGCCACCCUCUGGACCUCUUGUGGAGUAGACACACAAAGAACGGCCUCAGAUGAUUACUACUUCAGAGUCUGGGUUGGUUCAUAUGGAGAGAGGUGGUUAGAGAGGUAUUGCGGUUCUAAGCUGUUUAGGGCUUUGUAUGUCAAAAACAACACUUUGAAUUAGGGCCCAGAAACAGAGGAAUCCAAUCCACAUUUUUUGGAGGAAAGGUGUGAUGGAUGGAUAUAUAUAUAUAUAUAUAUAUAUAUCCACCUAGUUCAGGUGUGGGGACCCUUUAGAUUGUGGCUAAUGGAUGAGCACUUUCAAUAUCCAUAGCACUCUGUGGCAUUCUGGGUUUUAAAUUAUUGAUGCAGUGUUUUGCAAGUUUAAAUAUUCUAUAACUUGCUUUGAGGUGUUUUGUAAAAAGUGAUGACCAAAUAUAAUAAAUAACUGGCACUUUAUUUAGAAGGAAAGAAAACUGAGGUGACGACAGCACCACACAGCAAGAUUUCAGAACUGUCCAAGGUGGUUCAAGGGAUGAUUCAACUUUUGCAUCCAUGGAAGUGCACAGAGAACGCCAUUGAGGUAGCAUUGUCCAAGUGGCUCUUGCAGGUGAGGAGUUUUACUGCUCAUGUUGUGCCCUUCCAAAACCUAUAAGCAAUUUCCCUUAAUAUAAUGCAUUUUUGAAUAUUAUUUUCACUGAUAUAUCCAUUUUUAUGGGCACUUUCCUCUAAUAUAUACAUAUUCGUACACCCUGGUUGGUUGGAAAACUACAUCAUAAAAUUUGGAGAAGUGUUAAUUUUGAAGGACAGCUGUGAUUUUGGUUCACAUGUUAGUAUAAGAAUUAGGUUAGAAUUAGGUUGUUUCUUACAUAAUGCUUGCAAAAACAUCUAUAUUAAUAAAAACUGCGUGGAAAUUUUAUUAGGAAAAAUUUGCACUAAUUUGAGUCUGAGUUUUCAUGUAGAUUUACUGCAGAUUGCUGCAUAAAUAUGGAUAACUUAAUUUAAUUUUAAUUUUUAGAAGAAGUAAAAUCCUAUAGACCAUUACCCUAAAUUAACCAGAAUAAUUUUUCUUUUCAUAUAUCCUGGCCUCCUGGUUGAGAGGGGUGAUUUCAAGUAUUAUUCAUUCCAAUCAAAUGGGAUUUAUUCCUAAAAGGCGUAUUUCUAACCCUGUAUACUGACAUUUUAAUAUUAUUUUGCAGCUAUGAAAGCAGGGUGCCCACUUGUAAUAUUCUUCCUAGAUACUUAUAAGGAUUUUGACUGCAUUGAGUGAGGAUGCAUUAUGAAACCCUUAGACAUCUAUAAACUGGGUAUCACAUUUAUUUUGGGUAUUUCUAAAUUAUACACAAAAAAGUAUGCUUUAGUCCAAACAAAUUCAUUUUCAGCGGUAUCUAUGGAAAUCUGUGCUCUGGCUUCAAAUGUUACUUUGUUUUUACUUUUUAUUUUCUCCACCUCUUAUGCAUCAUUUAUGGUUUUGGUUUUGCGAUCUUAUUAAAAUUGAAUAUAUCAUAUGAGAUUUAGUAUUGCCUCCACGGGGUCAUUGCUGUACUUUCAUGUUUGUUUAGUUUGUAUUUAUGUUUAUGUCUAAUAAAAGCAUAAGAAAAAGAGAUAGAAUUCAAUAUAAGACUUGGAAAAAUGAGAAACAAGGAGAAAACAAAACUGACGAAUUUGUGUAUGAGUUAGGUAUGUAAGUGCACUUAGCCAAAAUAACAUUUGCUGUUUUUUUUUAACCCCACAGCAGUCACAACUUGACAUCACUGAGAUGACUUUGGAGGACCCUGCCUGCAGAGCAACUGACAACAUGACUCAUUUUGUCCUAAAAAGCAUCAUAGAUGAUUGCUCUACCAACUUAGAAGGGGGCAUUCAUGCAAAAAAUCAGGUCAGCAUAGAAGCUUGCAGGAUUCUCUAAUGGCCUUUGGGUACCAUCUUCCUGUUCAGUUUGCUUGCCACAUUUUUUGAUCCUGCCCUUCCUCCAAAUAUUUCAUGGGACACUGCCCAGCACACAUACACUUUUAUCUAGCAAUUACCCUUUGAGGUAGAUUAAGCUGAAAGACAAUGACCAGCCCAAGGUCACACAGUGAGGGAUUCCCCCAGCGAGGUGUAUGGUUGGUUUUCAGACACAUGCUUGUGUGAGCAUGUGGAUUUGCACCACUGCUGCAUUUUAAAAUUGUAUUUAUUUAACUUAAUCAUGCUUUUAUCUAAAGUAGCCUUUCUCAGCUUUGGGUCUCCAGUUGUUGUUGGAAUACAAUUCCCAUCAGCCCUGAACACUGGGCAAUACUGGCUGGGGCUGAUGGAAGUUGUUGUCCAACAACAUCUUGGGACCCAAGGUUAGGAAAGGCUGGUGUAAAGACUCUCGAUUAUAUGGAGACUAAUAAUAUAUAUAAAGGGGGAAAUUGAACUGGGGUCUCCCUAGACCAGCACUCUAACCAAGGGGUAGUCAAUGUGUUGAUGUUGGAUUACAGCCAUGCCAGCUGGAGCUGAUGAGUUGGAGUCUAACAACGCUGCCUGCUGUAAGGCACUCCAUUUUUCUCUUCCUCCCCUAUUUCAGAAAUGGCAGCAGCAAGGAGUUGGGAUAAGUACCGUAUUUUUUGCUCUAUAAGACUCACUUUUUCCCUCCUAAAAAGUAAGGGGAAAUGUGUGUGUGUCUUAUGGAGCGAAUGCAGGCUGCGCAGCUGUCCCAGAAGCCAGAACAGCAAGAGGGAUUGCUGCUUUCGCUGCGCAGCGAUCCCUCUUGCUGUUCUGGCUUCUGAGAUUCAGAAUAUUUUUUUUCUUGUUUUCCUCCUCCAAAAACUAGGUGCGUCUUAUGGUCUGGUGCGUCUUAUAGAGCGAAAAAUACGGUACCAGUGAACUUUGCAUGCCCAUCCCCUCCAAAGAGCUCCCAACCUCCCCCAGUUUCAUGGCCCACAAAAUGUUGAAGGGCUAUAACUUGGACAGCUGCUGCAAAGCAGAUGUUCUACCACUGCGUUACAGCUUCCUGUGUUCCUGUGCCACCAACUGAACUUUAUUGCUGAGUAAUGAACUCAAGCAAGGUCUCUGCAGUCUGUCUGCAGCACCCCACCCUCCUUGCCAUGAGCUCUAAAGCAAAGCCAUCCAACAACAUCUGCAUCCAUGGACUAAUAGUUUACUUAACAUUUCUUUUUCAUUGUCCCAUCAGCUGGUCCUGACCCUGGCUUCGCAUCCAGAUAAAAUUAUGGUAAGAAAUACAUUCCUGCUGAAAACCAUCAUCUUUUGUAUUGUGCUAUUGUGAAAAGAUUGUUUUCUAUUUCAGUAAGGCUGCAACUUUUAGUCAAUUAAUUGGCUAGAUUAAGCCUAAACCUUUUGAUUGAUCAACAACAGGUUCCCAAUUAACCAGGCAGUGGAACUGUUCUUAAAAAAAUGACAAUUGUUUUUUAAAUUCUAAGCUUGCAAUUUAUUCAUGACUGGCUUAGUUAUAAACUGUUGUUUUGUACUGCCAUUUUCCCAGUCGAGAAGGAUACAGUGGUGCCUCGCAAGACGAAUGCCUCGCAAGACGGAAAACUCGCAAGACGAAAGGGUUUUCCAUUUUUGAGUUGCUUCGCAAGACGAUUUUCCCUAUGGGCUUGCUUCGCAAGACGGAAACCUCUUGCAAGUUUGUUUCCUUUUUCUUAAAACCGUUAAUACAGUUGCGACUUGACUUCGAGGAGCAACUCAUAGCACGCGGUGUGCGUCUCCGUAGGGGCAAGAACGCGUGAAGGCGGGUUCUGAGGGAGAGGGAGCUUUGUUUCGGUGAAAAAUAGCAAGGCGCGCACACUUCCCUCCCCACAACUCCCAGUUAGGGAGGCCAGGCUCCGGGGCUCUUCGGACGGGGCUCCUUCCUUCUCCCCCCCCCCCAGCGCCCCGGCGGUGACAAGAGCGCCUGCCCGGGCGCUUUCCAACCCCGCGACGUCUACGGCUGCGGCAAGUUUGCCUCUCAGUGUGUGUGCGCGCGAGUGUGUGUUCUCCUCGCCCCGCUCGAGUUAGUCCCGGCGCAGCGCAGGCAGCAGGUGAGUCGCCCUUGGCAGCGUGGAAGGCGCCGGGCCAGGCAAGGUCAGCUCGGGAGCCACCGGGGACGCGCCCCCGCGCUCCUCUCCAACGGGCUGGAUGCACCCCUCUCCGCUCGCGCGCUUCUGGCUGGCUGGCCGGCUGCAGCAGCAACAGGGGCAAUAGGCAUCCACCGUCGCCGACGCUCCCUCCCUCCUGCCCGCGGCGGGCGGCUGGCUGGCUGGCGCUCUCGCUUUCUUUCGGGCUGCUGCUGCAGAAGGGAUUUUGCACCAGACAACUUUUAGGCCAGUAGGAGUUUUGACUACCGCGGCGACAGCAGCAGCAGCAGCAAGACGGCGCCGACUGUAGUGCAAAGGGUCGGAGCAAGGCGAGCCGAACUGAUCCCGGGGCUCAGGCAGCAACCUCUGCCCUGCCUCCCCCACGCCCCGCGCCCGCCUCUCCCUCCCUCCCAAGCACCCCCCUUUUUUGAGGUUUUUGAAGACUUUUGAAGCUUUUCCAAAACUUUCCCGACACCGUGCUUCGCAAGACGAAAAAAAUCGCAAGACGAAAAAACUCAUGGAACGAAUUAAUUUCGUCUUGCGAGGCACCACUGUACUCCAAAGACAGCCUUUGAAAUAUUUCCUUUCCUUGUGAGUCUGUUUCUCUGUGAGGAAAAAGCAUUGGAAACAUACGGUGUUUUUGAAAUCUCUUAGUUAUUUACAAAUAGGCAUGUUUCUUAUCUCUAUGGCCCCAAUAUUUUGCAGGUCCUGGAAACUCAUGGGCCAUUUUGAGGAGCAUAAAAAGUUUACUUAAAAAUUGAUACACCACCAUAUGAGGAACAUCCCCCACAAAGUCAGCACCAGAUUUAGGGCAGUGUGGGCCAAGGGGGUGCAAAACAGCAGCAGCAGCAACAACAACAACAUAUAUUUAUACAGUGGUACCUACUCAAAGUCAGGCCCCGGUUAGAUGGGCAGUUGAAUUGCCAGAACCAUAAUGUAAUGCACUUGAGAGCAUGUGCAGAACGGAAGGCGAGAGGGAGGAGGGCAUGUAAAUAAGCCAUGGGGGGCAAAUUUUGCCCUUGCUUAGGGCAUCAUAUUACCAAAGUCUGUUCCCAUCAAAGUUGCUUGCAAUUGCCAAUAAAAACCCUCCCAUUGUCAGUAAAAUGUCAAAAUAUAUAACCCAAUGCACUUAAACAAUAAAAUUGCAUGCAAACAUUCACAAGAGAGAAUAAUUUAAAUUUACAACGUAUGAUAUACUGCAUACUUAGAAAGCCUCUGAAGUAUGUUGAAAGCACAACCUUGUUUUGGGGUGGCCCCAUUUUGCUUCCCUAUCCAAGUUUGAUAUUAGAGAAAAUGAUGUGUUAAUAUGGGACCUGUCUGUUGCCCCUUUAUCUUCUCUCAUAGGUGCCAUUUCAAUGUGAUCUCCCAGAGAAGCUCUUUCUCCAUCUUUAUCAGACACCUGACUUCAGCUCACCAUCCACCACUGUGGUAGAAGUUAACAAAGUCACCUACGUCCAGGUACUGCUGAUCCUGUACAUUGGGAUAAGGAAUAAAUUUAAUAUUUAAAGGCAACCCUGAACACUUUUGGGAUUUCUUCUGAGUAGACAUGGAUAGGAUUGAUCUCUCCAAGUAUUAUUGAAGGUGGCCACGAUGACUAUGUGAUUGAGAUAACUGUGACAUUAAAUUACAGCUCCUGCAGAUUCUUCCCCCCUUGGCCUCAGAAUUCCAGUAAUGUCCACUUUAUAAAGUUUCAAAAAGCUGUAAAAAAACUUUCAGUCAAAAGCUGAGCUGCUUUAUAGGGUCAUCAAAAACCCUUGUGGGGGAGGGGGAAUUACAUAGUCCUGAGCUAUAUGGCCCAACUCCCGCAAUGAAGGUAUGGGAAUGAAGAGUAAAGCAGCUGAGUCAUUUAAAUCCCAGUUCCAGAUUCUCAAUUCAAGGGCCAGGUUUGAACACAUUCUGCCUUUUCUCUGCCUCCCUUCUCUAUAGGUGUCGUUCCAGACAGCUGAUGGGAACUCUUCACUUCGACUCCAGGACUGUUACCUGCAAAUCCCUGACCAAGCAGCCCCACAGAUGCUGAUCCGCAGUGGCAUGCCAAAAAGUUAUUCUGUGGAGAUCUUGAAUUCCCCCAACACAAAGACCAACCGCUUUAGUUUCAUCUACAAGGCUGAAGAACAACAACGUUCAACUUUGUCAGCCACACUCUUUUGCCAAGCAGAUCGGGAGAACCAGGUCAAUAUUUUUAUUAUUUAUUUAUUUAUUUAAUUUUUAUUUGCAACAUAACAUAAACCCCCCCACUCCCCCAAUACAGAAAUCCACCCUCAUUAAACGUGAACAUAACAUACAAUAAGCAUAACAUACAACGACCAGAUAAAAGACUUCCUUUAUCCUGUACCUGGCCUCCUCAUUUACUUCUUGUAAGCUGUUUCCUUUAUGAAUAAUUAUUAAGAUUUUUCUAAUUAUAACUUAAAUAUCCACAAAGAUCAGAAAAUAUUCCUCUAUGCCACAGGAGUGGCAAGGAUCCUAAUUGCUAAAAACUGGGGAAAAGAAACUGUGCCAACAAAAAAGGAAUAGCAAGACAAACUGUUAGAGUAAAUUGAACUGGCUAGAUUAACAGAGGCAAUUAGAGAUAACCCUUCGGCCUACUCAGUGAAAUGUUCUCUAAGGAAAGCAGAACCGCUGUGUGUUAAAUGAGCUAAAUAUUCGCCUCGUUUUAAAGCUCUCCCCCACCUCCAUUAUUUUUCUCUUCUAGCAUGGCUCCUACAAUGCUUCCAUAAAGGUGAUGCUCAAGAAUCUUGCCUCUCUAUCUCACGGUGAGUUAAUUGACCCUUAUAUUUAAUAUAAAAGGAACUAGGCUAUAUAGACUCAGAUCAGGACCAUCAGGCUAGAGUUGUGCCUGUUAUGAGUACAACAUUUACGUUGCUUAUGGUGCCUUGUGUUUUCUCCAUGCUUCACACGCAGGAUUCACAGCUCAUUAUAAAGUACCUGUUAACCAUCUAACAUAAGGAUAGUCAAUGUGGUGACCUUCAGAAAUUUUGGACUGCAAUUCUCAUCAUCCCUGACCAUCAGCCAUGCUGACUGGUGCUGAUGGGAGCUGGAGUGCCAUCUGGAGGACACCCCAUUGGCUACCCCUGGUCUAACAGAACAUUUGGGUCCAUCAACAAGGAUGUCCAUCAGAUGUUGUUGGACUACAACUCCCAUUGUCCUUGACUUUUGGCUGUGCUAGCUGGUGCUGACAGAACCAGGUGUAGUCAACAACACUGGGGGUGGGGCACAGAUUCCCCAUCCCUGCUGUUAAGGGAUCUUGCAUGUGAUCAUCACACCAUUGCUCAGUACUUGAUUGAUUGGUGGCAGCUGCGUGGAAUGGAAUACACAGUGCUUCUUUUUCUGGGGGUUUGCAGGGGUACUAAACAUUUUGUGAAUCUAACGGGAGAAGAAACUAAAAUUUUAAUAGUUUCUUCUCUAGUGUGGUGAAUCGUCAGUUCCGUUGCUACCCCCGAUGGCGGCAUCAUUUCCUGUCAUGGUUUUUCCUGAGUCUCAGAUGGAAUGAGAGUACCCCUAAACAAUUUAAUUUUUUAGGGGGGGAAAACACUGGGAAUACAUAUCCCAGAAUGCCAACCUUUAAGUUGGUGGGAAACCUAACUCUGCACAUUCUCAGAGGUACAGUCCCUAGGCCCAUUUCCUGCUUCCUCCCAGCAACGAAAACAUUUUUUCCUAUAUAGUAUCAGCAGAAAUUACUCUAUAAAUGCUUUGAGGCGCUGCAUGGUUGAUUUUUUUUGGGAACCAUGCGGAGUUUGUUUCUCAACAAAACUAUGCUGCGAAACAUCCUGUGAGCCGAAAGAAAGCUCCCGCUCAGAGCAGACUCAAUGAAAUGAAUAACUUGGGCUCCUUAAUUUCCAUGGGUCUGCUCUGGGCAGGACUUGGCUGAAUGCAACUCACACAGCCUGGAUUCUUUCCUAGAGAUUCCGAGCUUGCCAUGUCAGUUUGAGCACAGAGUUGGCCAAAGUCCCUGCCAUUUCCCUCUGAGAAGCUGGCCGCCUAUCUUCCCUCAUUCGUAGCAUUUCCCUUCACUCCCUAUGCCCCCCCCCGCACUUUAGGAGGCAUUUCCUGUCACUCUGCCCCCCCUCGCACAAUUAUGGCUUGCUGCCACUGCUACAGCCGUGUGGUGCUUGUGUCUCCAUGGUAGCAGCUGGGUAGGAGCCACAGAUGGCGACUAGGCUGCACGCUCCGGAAGGUGUGUGCCAUGACCUUUGUAUAAGUGAAAUUCUGGCAGCGGGGGGAGGGGGAGAGGGGGCGCAGAAAGAGGAAGCGAAGUUGGGAUAUGAGUUAGAACCAACGUAAACGGACAUGAUAAGGGAGAGGAAUGCACACAGCUGAUGGCACUGGGGAAUCAGUUAUUUGAUGCAUCCCAGUGACAGCACAAGACAAAGAAUGUUAUCUCCCCCUUUCCUGUCCUCAAGAUACAGUUUGAUGGCUCUUGCCUGCUCACAACAUGUAAAAUACACAGUUUUUCAUCCAGAAGUCUGUGCAAUUUCAGAUAAAGAAGACACAUGGUAGGCAGAGAAGGGUGAAGGAACUGGAUGUAGCCAUAAGGGUAUGCAAGAGAUAAGGCGUCUCUUUGCACAGAGCGAGGCCAGCCCACUGCCGUCUGAUCCAAAUUAGUGGGAGCUGCCUCCAUUCUCGUUGUCCAGACAUUUCCCCCACAUGAGACAGGGAGGGAAGAAGAAAGAUUUCACAAGCAAGAGUAGCAACUAACACACCAGGAGCCAGUGACUCACCAGGUGCUUCUGGGAAGCCUGCCUAUGGAACCUGAUCACAACAGCACUCUCCCUGCUUGCCAUUCCCAGCAGCUGCCAUUCAGGGCAUUCAGUCACACCCUGGGCUUGUCUAGUCUCCUUUAAAGCUGUCCACGUGAGUGGGUGUCACUACCUCUUGUGGGAACAAAUUCAGUUCCUUUUCUCUGCUGUGAAUCUUCUGUAAUUUGGCUUCAUUGGAUGUUACCCAGUUCUGGUGUUAUAGAAUGGGGUGGGUUCGUGGGAGGCUUCUUAUGUACACCAUGCAUAUUUUUAUACACCUCUAUCACUCUACCCCGCCUUACUCACCUUUUUUCUAAACUAACCACCCCCACCCCCCAAAAAUAAUGUUCCAACUUCACCACAUAGGAGAGUUGGCGCCAUCACUUUGAUCAUUUGGGCUGCCCUUUCUGGCCCAAAACUAGCUCUACAAUAUCUAUGAUGAGGUGCAUGAUCCACACAUAGCGUUUCAAGUGUGUUUGCAGCACAGACUAAUUGGAACUGCCCUAGGAACUUAAUUCAUAUGCCAAGUUGUAGUAGUUUAUAUGCCAAGUUGAAGCCUAAGUCUACCUUGAGGUUGAGAUGGAAAUGCAGGUAUCUAGAUUAAAACAGACUAGUAUGUAUCAUGUGAUAUUUCAGUAGCAAACUGCAUCUUAAGGGCAGGGGAGUAAGGCUUUGCAUCCAACGUUAGGCAUACUAAGAGAAGAUUCAUUGAAAAAUUAAAGGGCAUGACUAACUUUGGUCUAAUGCCUUCAGUGAAUCAGAGUGGAGUAAGCGUGGAUAUAAUCCAUUAUAUGGACAUGUCUAAGGCCACAUCCACACCACACAUUUAUAACAUCAUCAUAACAUUUUAAACAGUCAUAGGUAAAGGUAGAGAGACCCCUGACCGUUAGGUCCAGUCACAGACGACUCUGGGGUUGUGGCGUUCAUCUUGCUUUAUUGGCCGAGGGAGCCGGCGUACAGCUUCCGGGUCAUGUGGCCAGCAUGACUAAGCCGCUUCUGGCGAGCCAGAGCAGUGCACGGAAAUGCUGUUUACUUUCCUGCUAGAGCAGUACCUAUUUAUCUACUUGCACUUUGACGUGCUUUCGAACUGCUAGGUUGGCAGGAGCUGGGACUGAGCAAUGGGAGCUCACCCCAUUGCGGGGAUUCGAACCGCCGACCUUCUGAUCAGCAAGCCCUAGGCUCUGUGGUUUAGACCACAGCGCCACCCACAUCCCAUAGCUUCACCCAAAUAAUUCUGGGAUGUGUAGUUUGUUAAGGAUGAUGAUAUUUGUUAGGAGACUCCUAUUCCCACCACAGAGUUACAAUUCUCCGGGAAUUGUAGCUCUGGGAGCAGAUAUUUAACAAACAACAGCUUCCAGAAUUCUUUGAGGGAAGAAGUAAUUAUUUAAAUGCAUGGCGUAUCUUAGGUUCAUUUUGAUGGUCACUUUCAGACUGCAAGUGUUUUUUUGGGGGACGGGGGUUUCAACUGCAUAUAGAAAUUUAGGUUUGUCCAAUUAAAGUGGUUUAAAGUGCUCUGUCAGCCUAGCAGAAAAAAUGCACUUAAAAAAAACAACAACUGCACAUAUAUUCUCCAGUUAGAAAAGUGAAGGGAAAAUGAAUUAACAAGCGUAGGGUGAAUGAAUGAUUAACAGGAAGAUGUAUAUAUGCAAUGCAAGCAAAUCAAAGUGAAUGCUCAGUAAAAACCAUGUAGAGACUACCCUCCCCAUAAGUUUUAUUCAAGCAAAUCAGGAUAAAUGAUCGAUAAACAGGUCAUCUCAAGGAACCAGGUAGAUACAACCCUAUCAACUAGAAUUUUUGCAUUCCUUGGGCAGAACAGCAGAAGGCAGGAAACAGGUUUAAUUUCUACCAAGUUACCAAGCAGAACAUUGUCUGUAUGUUUUUACAUAUAUCUCCCUAAGGGAAAAGGCUGCAGAUUUCCAAAAAACAAAGAAAGAAAAUACGCAAAACAUUCAGGGAACAUGUCUGAAGCUGCCGGGGCCCCCUAGCCCUGGCAAUGUAUUUAUGCUCUCCAAAGUAGCUGGACAGUUAAAACUUGUGCGUUUUCAGUUUGAAUGUAGAUGCUCAAGUGUUUCUGUCACAAAACUCUCUCAGGACAGCCUCUCUCUCAUCCUGCUUUUCCUGCCUUGCUGCCCCUGACACCACUGAAGCCUUGUGGAAGUAAUUUCUGCCAGUGAUUGCAUGACAGAGUGAAGUGUGUCCCUCCUUGCUUACUGUCCUUUGUCAGGCAGAAUUGAUUGAAUUACUGGCCUCAUCCAAAAAUGGAUGGAUUCUGGUCAUCCUGCUACCUUAAAUCUUCUCCUUCCUGCCUCUGUUUUGCACGUCUCCCUCAGGACGGGGAAAUAACAAAGCAAGGAAAAGCUUUUGACACGAACCCAGCCCCAGUGGGGACUCACCCGGCACAUCACACACGUCUGCCAUGCUUUCAUUAGACCCUCAGUCUCUUGCUUUGUUUGUGUAUGUGCUUUUUUACAACUUUAUCUAGAAGCCUUGAGUGUCAGAUUGGCUUUUGAGGCAGGAGAGGAGCCUUGGCGGAGGCAGCAUUCACACACGAAUUCUCAGCUAUGGUUUGUUUGACUAGGCACCAAUUGUUUCACAAAUGAGCUUGCUUCGUUUUCCAGCUACUCUUGCUUCAUGCAUCUGUAGCUUGGAAAGCAUCUGGGAUGAAGUAGUCCAAUCAUGAUUAAACAAGGGUUUUGGUUUGGACAUUACAGCAAGCCACGGUUAGCGUUGCCAUAUUUCAAAAAGUGAAAAUCCGGGCACAAAGUUGUUGAACUUUUUUGGCAAAAUCACCAAAGAAAUUCACCAUUUUCGAACUAUUUCUAAGGGAAAUCGCAAAAAAAAACCCCCACUGUCAGCAUAGGUUUCCAGAUGUCCAGAUUUUCCCACACAUUUUGCCGAUUUCCGCCCAGACACUGCUUCUGACUGCAGUAUUCCGGGUAUGUCCAGGAAAUUCCAGACAUAUGGCAACCCUAGCCAUGGUUUGUAAGCCACUGAUAAAUCCAACUAAAGUAGAUUGAGAUUGGGUAGGGAAGAGGAAGAGGAAGAGAACAGUCAUUCUACUUAUGCAGUGCUAUAAUACCAUGGCUUCACAUCAUGGUUUGUUUCCAAAGAAACAAACUUUGGUUGGUCUACUCUACUCGAAUGGAUUCGAGUAUCAAAGCACACUAAAUAAACCAUGGCUUAACGUUGGCUUAACCAGGUCAUAAUUUCUUCAGGACCUUGAACACCUACCAGACCUCUUUCCAAGGGGUCUGGCAAAGCAGCCAGAAAAACAAAUGAUGACUAGCUCUUUAGAUGAGAUUUUUUAAGGUGAAAUAAAUCUCCUUUGAAAACCAUUUAUAAGAAGCAAGUCAUCUAGUUACACACACAGAGAGAGAGAGAGAGAGCGCGCAAAUAGAAAUAUAUUGCUUGUACUGAAGUGUUAUUUACAGAGAUGGCCAUAUCAUGGCAAAGUAAACAGGGUGUUGUUGUUGUUUAGUCGUGUCCGACUCUUCGUGACCCCAUGGACCAGAGCACGCCAGGCACUCCUGUCUUCCACUGCCUCCCGCAGUUUGGUCAGACUCAUGUUUGUAGCUUCGAGCACACUGUCUAACCAUCUCAUCCUCUGUCAUCCCUUCUCCUUGCGCCCUCCAUCUUUCCCAACAUCAGGUUCUUUUCCAGGGAGUCUUCUCUUCUCAUGAGGUGGCCAAAGUCUUGGAGCCUCAGCUUCACAAUCUGUCCUUCCAGUGAGCACUCAGGGCUGAUUUCCUUAAGAAUGGAUACAUUUGAUCUUCUUGCAGUCCAUGGGACUCUCAAGAGUCUCCUCCAGCACCAUAAUUCAAAAGCAUCCAUUCUUCGGCGGUCAGACUUCUUUAUGGUCCAGCUCUCACUUCCAUACUGCACUACUGGGAAAACCAUAGCAUAGGGUGGCCAUAUGCAAAAGAGGGCAGGGCUACUGCCUCUUGGCUAGUUGUUCAGAAGAGAGAAUUUCACAUUUUGCCUUGGCAAACUCAGUGGCUAUUUGCCAUGGUUGCAAAUGUUCCGUUUCCAAAGUCGGAGGCAGUGUGCCUUUGAAUACCAAGCGCUGCGAAACACAAGAGGCAUUUGGUUGGCCACUGUGGAAACACAAUGCUGGAUUAGGUGGGCCUUUGACCUGAUCCAGCAGCCAAACUCUUCUUAGGUUCUUAACUUGCUAGAACUUUCUAAUUGUCCUUCCCUGCAAAUUUGUUUCACUGCUAUGCCAUUCUUUAUGCAAAUCUGCAAUUCAGGUUGCUUCCAACCUAUUUACUGAACGUACAUCCUGAUUUGAUUACAUGAAGUUUGCAGGGAGGUUAAAGGACAUCGACAAUUUGCUGAGCAUACAUUCUCAUUUGUUUGCGGGGAAGUUAUCAAGCCAUUGUUUUCUCACAUUUUUCUAUUGCUUUCCUUGGGCCAAAAGUCCAGGACUAAUUGCACAAUCUGGAUUUGCUGGUUUGUGAUUCAGUCCCGCUCACAAGAUGGCAACAGCCUAGAAAUAGUCUCACCUGUAACUAGCUUUUUAAAAUGUUUUGCCACCUUGCAUUUGGUUAUGUCCUAGGGCCAAAGUUCUCAAAUGUGAGCAAAAUUGAACAAUACAUGGUUAUGGGUGAAAUGGCAAUAAAAAUCUACAGUGACUGCAGGAGUCAGUGGAGGGCAGGGUGGAAUUAGUCUAGAUUAAGAAAUGCAAAACACAGCUGUGUGGCAUAGUUAAAUUACUAAAACAUUUUUUCCCCUUAAAAAAUAAUAUUCUGGUCAAUACUUAAUGUUCUGUUGUUUCAAGCUCAGCAGAUAAUAAUGGCUGGGAGGGAGAACAUUUUUAAUUAACACCCAGUGGUGAGGAAGAGCAAGGCUACCCUUAACCCCACCUGGGCCCACUUGACUGUUUCGAUCAGUGGAACUGGCACUACUACAAGUGCCACACAAUAUCCUUUCAGCAUUUGUAAGAACUCAAUUGCUUAGUGUGGUAGCACAUAUACUACGGAACUCCCUGCCUCUUGAGAUCAAGCAGGAGCUUUCAUUGUCCUCUUUUUGGCACCUGCUAAAAACAUUUUUCUUUAGACAAGGCUACCCAGAUGCUUAAAAAUGCUGGCAUGAGUUUUAAUCUGUUUUAGUAUUUUAACUUCUUUUUAUGUUUUAAUGUAUCGUAAACUUUUCCUGAUUCUAUCUUUUUCUGAACCGCUUUGAGGUUUUUUGCGACCAGGUGGUGAUAUAAAUUUCAUGAAGUAAAUGAAUAAGUAAGGCUGCUGCAUGCAUGCAAUGGCAAAGCCCUAAUUGUCGCUUUCCUCCUGUGCAAAUCAAGGCCUGGGGAUCGGAACUGUGCUGGGAAUAACUUUCGGUGCCUUUUUAAUCGGAGUCAUGCUCACCGCAACGCUGUGGUACAUCUACUCUCACACUCGUAAGUACAGGUACCUCUAAGCCACUCCAGUCUUUCUGGUCCAUAUUUGGGGUUUGAUUGAGGUGGGAGGCUCCCCUGAAGUGAAAAGCAAGCGGCCAAAAGCAUACAAAGACAAUUUGUAUGUACAUGCAUGAUUUGAAAUUAAGGGGUGAGAGCCAUAUGCUCAGCCAGGCCAUAGAUCCAUCUAGAUCAGUGUUGUCUGCACUGACAGGCAGCAGCUGUCCAGGGUUUUAGACAGGGGAGAUUCCCAUCCUUACCUGGAGAUGCCAGGGGAUGGAGUCUGGGACUUUCUGCCUGUAAAGCAGGUUCUCUGCCACUCAGCUACAGCUCUUCUCUUAAUAAAUUAAGGUUACAGUUCUCAUUGUUGAGAAUAAAGGUCUGGUUUAAUUUAAAAUAUAGCUGCCUUAUGCAGAGUUAAACCAUUGGUUUGAUCUAGCUCAGGAUUCACUACACAGCAGCUGUCCUAGGUUUCUGACACGGGGCAUUUCCAGCCCUCCUUGGAAAUACCAGGGAUUAUACCUGGGCAUAGCUGUCCACUUUUCCCUUUUCUUGCAAGGAAUCCUAUUCGGAAUAAGGGAAUUUCCCUUUAAAAAAGGGAAAUGUUGACAGCUAUGUACCUGGGGCCUUCUGUAAUCGAAACAUGCUCUACCAAUGAGCCAUGUCAAAUAACAGCUGGCCUUUAUUAUCUUUGUUCUCUCACAUUCCUUCGCUCCUUUCCCACCAUUCCUCCAAGUACAGUAACAUCUUGUUGGAACCCAGAACGAUUUCUUAAUCUCUGUAAAAGAGCCAAGAGAAAUCAUGAAAUGUUUGUCUUCCUUUUCAAUUAGCUGGGCCAAGAUCUCCCCGCCUUCUUGGGAAAAGGAGGCCUUAGACAACAAGGGGGAUUAAUCUCUGCAUUGCGAGGGUGAUGGCUGGUCCAAAUAAGGAAGUGCCACCAUGUGUUUUCUGUUCCCUUGUCAACCCCUAGUCAGGCCAGCUGUAGAGCAUCCCGUUCACACCCCAUCCCUCUUAACAUGUUUCGCAACUUUGUGAUUGAAUUCCAGGUCCGAUGGCCAAGAUGCAACCGGUCUCAGCAAACCCCCCAGCCUCAGAGAGCAGCAGCACCAACCACAGCAUCGGCAGCACUCAGAGCACCCCCUGUUCCACCAGCAGCAUGGCAUAGCGGGCCCCCAGACGAAGGACUGGGCACAACUGACUCUCGACACCUCCUUGUGGGCAGUGUCAGAACAGCGGACAAGUUGAACUCCUCUGGGUCAGGCACAGGAAAAGCCUUUAUGAAAAGAGCUGAAAACAAGCAAAGAGGUUUCAUGGUUUCCCCCCUCCCCAUCCCAAAGCUCCUAAUACUCAGGGGUGACUAUUUUCAGCCAGCACUUUAAACCAACUCCUUGGACAGCCAUCAAGAUCUCCAAGAGAAGCAGAGCAAUCACACAAGUAAAGACAUCUGACCUGUACCUCCUGUGGCGUGAGAGUAGCCAGCCUCUGGCUGCAAAGGUUGCAAGCCUAUCCCAGGAGAACCAGUGUCUACCCAGAACCAUACAGUGUGAGCAAGUUGAUCAAUAAACAGAAUGUAGCAUGCCUUUGGUUUUAGAAGCUGGUUGUUCGUUCAAUACCUGUGAUUAAGGGGCUGAGAAAUUUGGGCAAGGAAGCUGUUGGCUCAUCGUCAACUUGGGGUCCGGGUGGAGACACUUCUUAAUAGCUUCCAAAAAUAAAAGGUAAGACUAGACAGGAACCAGUUUCUGAACAGGCUUCAGGGAGGGCUACCAUUGCUGUUUAAGCUACCACCUCUGCCCAUAAUCUCAAAUUGCAUACAAGUGCGAAACUGGGAGUGUUACACAUCCACAAGACUCAGUAUAAGAACCUUCUGAGAAAAUGAGGGACAAGUAGAGCCAGUAAAUUUGUCCCACCAUCUUCUGAUGAGGAAGUAGGUGGAGAGAAAAAGUUUGGACCAAAAAGGGAGAGGGAGGUAGCACUGCCUUUUACCAAAACAAAGGGCAAGGAGUCCGGACCCUUUCUAUUCCAAAAUAUAGAUAUAGAUAUAAAUAUAAAUAAUUAUACAUAGAAUAUGUUUUGUAAUCAUGUAUACAAGGAAAUAAUGCUGUGUCUAAUCACUUAUGGAUAUGUUUUAUGAUAUUGAGAUGUGGGGCAAUUUGUGAAAAGACUUCUGUAACAUUUUCCUGAGCUGAGUGCUUGACCCAAUACAGGUCAGAAAUCGGAAGAAAAGCAGCCCAGUACAUUUAGACUGACAGGCAGAAGCCUCAUUGGGAUGCGCAGAGUGGGGAGGACAUCAAACAGGCUUAGCUUCACCAGCACGGGAAGAAGGCUGUGGGUAGGAGGAGCUUUGCACAAAUUGAACUGCAGAGUUAUGGAUGAACAGUUGCUGCAAGGCUGCAGUCCUAGGAACAUUGGAAGCUGCUGCAUACCAGGUCAGACCAGGGACAAUCUAGCUCAGUCUAAAAUGACAGGCAGCUGCUCUCCAGUCCUACCUGGAGAUGCCGGGGUCUUUCUGCAUUCAAAGCAGGUGCUCUGCCACUCAGCUGUGGGAAUUUAUUGGCCAGUGGAACCUGACCUCGAUAUCCCCCCCCCCCAAAUUCACAUUUCUCCAAAUGCAGUCCUCAAGCCCUGUAAUUUGUAGAAAGAGGCAUACAUUAGGAUAGAAAGUGCACUAGAAAGCAUAUACAGUACUAGGGAAAAUAACCUACAGAAGUAUAUUCAGUUAGGGGGAAAUGUUUUGCAAACAUGUGUAUAUUUGGAGAAAUUCACACUAAAAUGCUGAUGGGGAUUUCAUGGCCUUUUUUAUAUUAAAAAAAAUGCAGACAUGUUGAAAUGUGGAUAACUGAGCUUCAGAGUGGGGUUGGAGGGGGAGCACAGAGAGAAAACAGAACUGUCAGAUUUGCCCUGCAGGCGUGUGCUCUGAGGUUAGCAUGCCUCCUGGGCCACAUACACAGAGGAGAACUGCUUAGAGCACAGAAGACAAGCCCAAGAGACAUUGUGAGACCUUCUGUAGGGUGGGCAAAGGAAGCCCCUUCCUCAGCAACCCAGGCAGCAUCAAGGCCAGUUAUUCCACCAAUGAAGGGGUCUAUCUGUGUUUUGGUCUGUAAAUAUUUCUGUGUAGAACAAACCUGUAAGCUCAGUGAUUGUAUAAAUAUAUAUUACAUGUUGAAUUUGAGUUGUCACAGAUCAUCUUUAUCUGCGGAGCACCUGUGCCAUUAAUUUGCCUAAGCCUCAAAUAGAAACAUUUCUAAAGAUGGAUUACGCCGUAUAGAUUUCCAUGCUUUUUCACUUCACUUCGCUUUCAGUUCCUAUGUCAGUUUCCCAUCUCAUCCAAAUAUCUUUUGUGUUUCCUACAAAGCUGUCUAAUAUCAUAGCAUAUAUCACUGAAACUGCCCCUUUUGUGUCAUGGCUAGGUCUAUUACAUAGCAAGUCAAAAGGUGUCAAUGGUCUCAAGCCCUCACCCCUUCAUUCCAGAUACUUUGCAAAAGUGCAUAGUUGGAACCAGAACUAUUUUAUGCCUUUCAUCUUUGGCACCAUGGCUAGAUUUACACCGAUAUAAAAGACUCUGAAAAUGCUCUGCAAAAAAAACCAUUGUAAAGCUCACAAUUGAAAAUAUAAUUGAGUUGCGAUUUCAGCUCUACAGCACCAUCUGGUGUCACAGUGUCAUAAGGCAUUUAUAACGCUGUAUUUUGACUAAUGUAGGUGAGUCCCAGGUCCUCUAUUAAAAUUGCUUUACCUUUUACAAACAGACCUCUACUUCUAUAGAAAACUUUUUUUUCAAGAUCUACAAAUUGGUUAUAUUUGCGUGUAUAAAUAAGGGCUGAUCUAGCAGAGGCAGCAGUGGUGAUGGAGCCAAUACUGAGUUCCGAGUCCACCAAUGCCAUCAAUGAUACUUUUAAAAAUGGGUUGCCUGCGUUUUCUCGUUCCAUGUAAGACAGCUCACCUCUAGGAAAUUUCCCUUAAAAUUAUCUUUUGGUGACAUGGGACCACCACAUGCCUUGCAAAGAUAAAUUCUUUAAGCUCACCAUUAUGUUGGAAAGACUCUGGAGAAUGAGGUUCCUAUUUUCAUGUUUGGUGGAGUGUACUGUGGUCCACACAUUUUGCAAAAAAGUUUUUAUCUGACCUGCAAAAUCACAAAACAGUCUAUCCCUCCUAAUUUGGCACUUGCCUUAUCAUCACUAGACUUGACCCCCAAUACUACUCUUAAAGCAAAAUAAUUAAUUUCCUUUCUGCUCACAGCAACUAGACUAGUUGUUGCCCAACGACAGAAGGAAACCUCCAAUAUACCCAUAGAAGCUUUGGUUAUUAACAUCUGGAGCACUGCUCUAUCAAAACGCCUCACAUACCAUAGAUGAGUAAUCAAGAGCAUCUUCAAAAAAGAUACCUUUGAUGCAAUCUGAUCUCCCUUUUUCUCUUUUAUUGAAGAGGAACAGGAUCUUUUAAUGCCAGCAUCACCGCAGAGGUGUCUGUGGAGGGGAUGUAUUGAUUGAAAAUGUCUAGCCAGCCAGAUCGGAAGUUGGGUUCCUAGUGCAGAUAUUCAGCAAAUAAAUGUUAUUAAUUUAAUUAAAAGGCAAAAAAAGAAUAGGAACAUUUCUGUCUGCCUUCCAUAGUGGGUGUCCCUUACGCCAGGGUGAUCCAGGAGCCUGGAUUCUGUUCUGGAAAUUGUAAUCAAACAGCAGGAUUCUCUGACCAGGCAAAGCCAUAGCUGUGGGUGAAGCCUCCUAGCCUCUGUGUGUGUGCCAAACUGGGUAUUUCACCUGGGUGAAAUAAGCCUAGUUUCACCCCUGGGCCAGGUUUCCUAUCUCAUUGCUCACUGGAUGGCCUCCCCGCCAUUCACACACACUCUCUCCACUUAAUCACAAUAAUGUACCUCCCAGGGCUGCCACGAGGAUUAAAUGGGGAGCAGAACCUUGUGUGAUACCCUGAACUCCUUGGAGGAAAAGUGGGACAUGCAUGUAAUAAGUAAUAUAAAUAACAUUUAUCUGACUAGGGAUGCAACAAGGCCCUGACUUCCAUUCUGGCCCAUGUCCAUUCAUGCAGCGCCGUUUCCAUUCUGCCACACUUCUAACAAAAACUGUCCACUGAGGCAGAAUUUUACACAAUUCAUUCCACUAUUCCACACCACUGGUCUCAAUGCAAAGCAAGUAUAAUGCAAAUGGGGUGGAUGUGUCUCCAUUUAUGUAUCACUUUCGGACUGAAAAACAACAAGCAAUGAAUGCUAAUAAUAUUUGCUAGACUGAUUUCCAUCCUGUCUGGGAGACUCAGGAAUCAAGAAGAUAAUGACUUUAAAAGAGAAUGGGAGAAAUUCAUAACUUGGGAGACCAUUGUAAACGAAACCAUUGUAGCUGGACUUUAAAAAUAACUUGUAAAGAAACGAAAGAUAUGGAUAAUUUAGAGAGAUGAAAACUGUGGAGAACGUAAUGAUAUGUAGUCUUAGGGAAAUUAUUUUAAGGACUCAUGCAGGGAAUGGGGGGAAGUCACAAGAUUCAUAGAAUCUCAUAUAUGAAUAUGUUAAAAGUUUUUUCUUGCUUAUUAUUUUAAAUUUGUUCUUGUAAAAACUAAUAAAAAUAUUUU
Podarcis lilfordi (Lilford's wall lizard) is the source of this 56074-nucleotide messenger RNA. Lineage: Eukaryota; Metazoa; Chordata; Lepidosauria; Squamata; Lacertidae. The record is from the annotation of a GenBank genome assembly.